GGGGGUGGGGGCAGGUCACGUAUAAUGUUUGCUAAAAUAUGUAGGUCAGUGGAACAUUUCCUGCACUUGUGCAAAAACAAGAGGAGGGACCGCUUUUUCUCCCCCCCCCCAGCUUUCUCUCUCUCUCUCUCUCUUUCCCUACCCCCCCUCCAAAAAUCUAAGCCCACCCACUUUUUCCGAAAGUGGGGGAGGAAGGCUGGGUGCGAGGACGGGAGGCGGCGAUCCGAGAGUCCCAUUCCACCUCGCUGACCCAUUUCGCAGCUUGGCUCGGAGCUGCUGCUGCUCACCGGCGACUCCCGCUCUCCUUUUGCUAAAGAGCCUGGUUUAUUUCUCUCUCUCCAACAGCAGCAGCAGGGACCUCCCCUGCUCCCCGCCCUACUAAAUCGGGAAGCACACGCUUCCUACUCUCACUGGAGACGCCGGCGAGGGAGCGCGAGCAGGGCUCCCCUGAUGGUCUGAGGGGCGCCGGAAGCCGCCGAGCGGCCCCCCAGCGACUCGCUCCCCCUCUCGGCUGAGAGCGGGCGCGGAUGAGGCGCUGCUGGGGAGGAUGCCCCGCUCUUGCCCCCGGGGCAGCAACUUCCCGCCUAGGGAGCCCUUGCUGGAGCCGGCGCGCUCGCAACUUCAUGCCCCGAGAGAAGCCCGCGCUAGCAGCAGCUACCCAGGCGCCCUCAGUCUGCGUCUCCCUCCUCUGGAGGCUCCCGGCCGCUUUCGCGCCUUUGCCGAGCCGCUUUUCCCGCCCGUCUCGAGGCUGGGCCGGCGCUGAGGGGGAAGCGGGAGCCCGGCAUGCGGAGUCUCCCCUCACACCAUGAGAUACAGCCGGCGGAGGUGCCACAACAGCAGAGACACCGCCGCUAGCAGCAGCAGCAGCCCCGGUCGAGAAGCGGAGCCGCAGCCGCCUUCUCCCGCCGCUUUGGCGUGCGCCACCGAGACUUGGUCCGGAGACCUCUGGCACGAGUGGAAGAGCAGCAGCGGCGACGGCCCCGGGGAAAGUGGCCGCCGUAGCAAGCUCUGCAGCGGCGCACAGGUCGCCACCGCGGACAGCAGCAGCUGCAGCAGCAGCAGCAGCAUCUGGCGCGUGCUGGCGGCGCGCGCCCACCUCUCCCAGUACAGGCACUUCAGGUAAGCCCAAGCAGGUGGCGCCUGACACAGUGACACAGAUAAACAGCAAGAGCAGCGGGUCACUCCGGCCGCCUCUUCGCGCGGCGAGCGUUGGGGGGCGCCCUCGCUUUCUUUGAGGGGGGGCGCGCGCGCGCACAGGUGGCGGCAGCUCAAGUUAGGUGCAAGGUUGAGGGAGGAGCUGGCCUGGCAACUUGGCUCCUCCGCCGCGCGCCGAAAUCGAGGGUCGUGCAUGAGAAAGACACACAUACAGAGAACAGCACCUUAAAGCUGAUAAAGAUGCUUCGCCAAGUCAAUGGUACAGGCAAAUUGAUGAUGAUAAUUCUUGAGGGGUGCUGAGUCAGGCUAAUUUUCACCAGAGGCUGUGAAUUUGGUUGUGGUUUUUUCCUGGCAGCUGCAGUUCAGAUGUAAUUCCCACGUUGGCCAGAACACACUUUGUAUUAAAUACAACUCUUUUUUUAAUAAAAAUAAAAAUACCGUAAAUCGUAUGAAUAGCAUUCAAAUGGGUACACUGCGCUAGAUGAUCCUCAUGGUCCCUCCCAAUUCUACAGAUCUAUGUUCCACAAACAACGCAGUGAGGCUGAGAGGUGAUUUUAAAAUGCAGUUGUGAAAAUGGCCUGAGGCUGUGAGGGUUAAUUUUGUGUGUGAUGGUCUUUUAAAAAUAACACCUCAGUGUAAGUUUUAAAGAAAGAUCAUCAUAAUACAUACAUACAGUGGUACCUCGGGUUACAUAUGCUUCAGGUUACAUACGUUUCAGCUUACAGACUCCGCUAACCCAGAAAUAUUACCUCAGGUUAAGAACUUUGCUUCAGGAUGAGAACAGAAAUCGUGCUCCGGCGGCACAGCAGCAGCAGGAGGCCCCAUUAGCUAAAGUGGUGCUUUAGGUUAAGAACAGUUUCAGGUUAAGAACAGACCUCCGGAACGAAUUAAGUACGUAACCAGAGGUACCACUGUAUGUAUAUAUCUUUUUGUGUUUCCCAUAUAUUAUCUCGGCAGUCCUAACAGCAGUACUGGAAGGUAGGCCAAUACUGGUGUAUCAUGUUAUCAGUGGAAGCCUGAGACAUGACCACUCAGUGAUGCCACUCAAUAAGUCUGUGGCAGAGAUUACAGUUGAGGGAAAAACUUCUUGGUUCCUAAUUCUUAGCUCUCAUCGUACAUUGACUCCUUGGAAGCUAAAUAGUGCUUGGAUCGUGGGUGGUGCUGUGGUCUAAACCACUGAGCUGCUUGGGCUUGCUGAUCAGAAGGUUAGCGGUUCAAAUCGGGGUGAGCUCCCGUUUCUCUGUCCCAGCUCCUGCCAACCUAGCAGUUCGAAAGCACACCAGUGAGAGUAGAUAAAUAGAUACCGCUGCGUUGGGAAGGUAAACGGCAUUUCUGAGCACUCUGGUUUCCGUCAUGGUGUUCCGUUGCACCAGUAGCAGUUUAGUCAUGCUGGCCACAUGACCCGGAAAGCUGUCUACGUACAAACACCGGCUCCCUUGGCCUGAAAGGGACAUGAGCACCCAAACCCAUAGUCGCCUUUGACUGGACUUAACGGUCCAGGGGUCCUUUACCUUUACCUUACUGCUUGGAUCUAUGACUGGCUCUGGAAAUGGUGUGUUCUAAAUAAAGGCUGUCUGUUUCAUUUUGGCCUAGGCCUGUGUAAUUGUUCUGAAAGAAUAUAUGUUAACAUUGUUUCAGGGGGUUCAUAUUAAGGAAUAAGGAUUAAUCCUUUCCAAAAGCAAAUGGAUCUCUGUUACUAAGAGACAAUCCUGCAUCGCAGCAAUGGAUUUGGCCGAAUUAUGUUAUUGUCCCAUUGUGUUUCUUUGUAUGAUGAUCAGCUCAGGCAUUUUCAGAUAUGUGUGGUAAAACCAUCUCCAACCAUACCUUAUAGAGGACACCUAAAACAUCCAGCUGUUGGGGAUGGGGCUUGAAAUGUGAGUUGCAUUGACUUUGCAUUACAUUUACCAAUGACAGUUUAUUUGAUAUUCUAGAAAUGCAUUUUGGGUGUUGUAGAUACUGAGAAUUCUUUAUUUCCAAAAACAACAUUUCUGAAAGGAUGGUACACAUGCAAUCUCUAGUUACUUGCUUAUACUAUGACAGUAUGCAACGUUGCAUUUUGUUGCAUUUGCCUCUAACAGGGAAGGCUUUUUUUUUUUAAUAAGUACACCUGUCAAUAAAAUGAUUCAGUUUAUCAGUUACUCCGCCAUUAAAGCAAAAACAAAACAAAACCAUCUUCAUGUAUUUUCAGCUUACGGUUGCUAUAGCUUCUGGGCUACUUUGGUUAUGCUGGAAUAGCCAACAGGUGAAGUGCUUACGUUCUCCUCACUUCAGAAGCUUUUAUAUAAAUUGCUGUCAUCAAGCAGAAACUGUGGGUCAGAGACAGAGGCUGUAGUCACAGAGAGGUUAAAUACUCAGGCAGGGCAAGGCUGGGUGGGUGUGAGGCAAUGAUUGUAAAAACGUCUUACAAUAUACUUUACAGUACUGUAAAGUAUGUUAUAUGAUAUUUGUAUAAGAUAAUGCUUAAUAAGUUUUCCUUUAAAAUUCAUGAAUUCAUGCUGAUAUUUAUUAUAUUGUUACAUUGUAGGUAAGUCCACAGAUAUUACUAGUUUUUAUUACAGUGUUAGAUUGUCUUGUCUAUACGUAGCUACAUCCUUAGUGGCCCAAGAAAAACAAACAAAUGUUUCUAAAGGUUCCCAUAUGGAGGUGGGAAAUAGCUGCAGACCAUGAAUAAUUGAAAAUAAAUCCUGUCUGUGUUUGGGAUCACUGUGCCAAAGUUAAAGAAGCAUUACAGUAUUACAGUGGUCUGGAGUUUUCUGUAUGUUUUGUCGAAAAGGGGGAAAAUAUAACAGUUUUUUUGCAGUUUUCAUAUGUGUAACGUGCCUUUGAAAGGUGCACAUAUUUGGGUUUUAAAAGAAAUUCAGUUUGACAGAGCAAUUGCAAAAGUCCUCUGUAACAGCUCGGUCUGAAAAUAUGCAGGAUGCUUAUUAUUUACACUGUGAACAGACGUCAAAUCCUUUUUUGUGAGCUUUAAAGAAAAUCAUGUCCUCCUUCAUAUAAUGUGUGUGGAAGACAAAACGUAGCAUGAACAGUUCUGUCUGCGAUGCCUAAAUCAAUUCAGGCUCUGAAAUUAUUAUUUUUAAACAUUUUGUAACAAGAGGAGUUAGACUCUAGAUGUGUAUUUUGCUGCAUGAAGAGGGAAAUAAUUUAAAUGACUUUUAAAAAGAUAGUUAGAAAUGUCUUCUAUGCGCUAGCUCAUUGUAAAUAGAACAGGUAGGAAAAAAAUUCUGCCUUCAGCACAUAUUCUGUGUAAUAUAACACUUGUUUGUACUCUCACGUUUAUUAAGGGCAGAGUUUACAGAGAGAUCUGUGGUUCUUUGAAGUUCUGUGCCACGCUAGAUAGAAUAAUUAUGCUUUAAAAUGUAUUUUAUACACUGUUAGGCUCUAUACACAUGUAGGCUUCGAAAUGUUCAGGGGUCAUCUUUUGUAAAUAGCAGUUUGCAGUUGUUUAUACCUUCACGCAGUAAGAGGCAACUACUAUCUAUGCAAAGGGUAUUCUCUAUUCCUCUCUCAACAAUUAGUGUUCCCACAGGUCUUCCCCACAAAAAAAUAAAAUAUAAAAAAUUCUCACCAUCUUUAGAAAAAAGAGUCUGAAGCCUAUGUGCUGAGUGAUAUACUGAUGUACUUAUGUAUUGGUAUAUAGAAGUGACAAAGUUACUACUGUACUGCUUCCCAUUUUUAACUAUUUCAUUCAUAAACAAGUUAAGUAUGGCGAAGGAGAGUGGCACAGUGCUGCAACAUGUGUAGAACUACCUCAAUUGGAGGUGAUUGGAGAAAGCGCUCUCUGUGUACGCAGAGCUUGGGCUUGGGCUUAGCUGGCUUAGCUGAAACCAGUUCAGCCAAGACCAGGGUGUUCCAGGGGUCUGGUGGGAUGGGACAGUGGGACACUUGCCACUACUCUGUGUUCAGCUCAGUCACAUAAUCUAGCGGCCCUAUUUUAAAGGCUUGUUUCCCCCCUGCCAGGCUCAGGUCAGCUCAGUUGGCAGUAGCCCUGUUGUUGAACAGAGUUUAGGGAUAGGGCUAGAUUAUGCUGGCAUAAUUUAACCCCAGUGUAACUUGUGCUAGCUUCCUGCAGUUUGAAAUGCUCUGCCAAUCUGUUCCUUUCCUUACAUCUAGUUGCACCUUGGUCAGGGUUGGGAAACCUGCGGUCCUGCAGAAGGUGUUGGACUAUAGAUCCCAUCCAGUGAUCAAGGAUGAUGGGAUAUGUAGUACAACACUCCUGGUCUUGGUGCAGUUUUAUUUUGAUACAUAGUUUUGCAUUGUUUGCUAUGUUGUUUUACCCCCAUAGUUUUUAUUUAUUUAAAAGGAAAUCGAUCUGAAUAGCAUUGUUGUAUUUUUAUUGUUUUUCUGUAUAAGCUACCUAGAGAUUUUUUAAUUAUUAUAUAAAGAAGUACAGUGGUACCUCGGGUUACAUACGCUUCGGGUUACAUAUGCUUCAGGUUACAGACUCCGCUAACCCAGAAAUAGUGCUUCAGGUUAAGAACUUUGCUUCAGGAUGAGAACAGAAAUCGUGCUCCGGCAGCGCGGCAGCAGCAGGAGGCCCCAUUAGCUAAAGUGGUGCUUCAGGUUAAGAACAGUUUCAGGUUAGGUACAGACCUCCGGAACGAAUUGAGUACUUAACCCGAGAUACCACUAUAUAAUGUUUUAUUAAAAUAAAUAAUAAAUAUUGUUUGCUUUUGCUCUUUGCUUGCAGUACACAAUUUGACCAUCACGGUCUAAAUUCAGCAGAGGUUAUGGGCAGAAACAAACUUGGUGAGAGUGCCUUAGAAGAACAUGAUUGCUUGUCUAAUGUUACUGUUUUGGAAGAGCUAAGAGUUUCAAGUUGAGAAUAACGAGCUAGCCAGUGACCUUGAGGUUCCUUGCUGCAUCACACAAUGACCUGGUUUGCACGCCUGCGUUUGGAUUACAUGACACGCCAGAUUCCGGCUUAAUUCCUGGAAUGAGUGGGGAAGGAAUGGAAUAAGGGCUUUCCAAGUAGCAUGCACCAGUAUGAUGCAUGUUCACUUUAAACCACAGAUUGCUUUUUAAGUAUGGCUUAAUGUGGCAUGUGAACAAAGCCGGUUAGAUUUCCUGGCGUUUCCCUAUUUGCUAAAAACAUUAUUUUACUUAAAACUAUGUUGAAGUUAGUUGAAAUUUCCUGCUAAAGAGCUGGGAAUAUUUGGAAUUAUUUACUCAGCCAAGAGAGUUUUGUUUAGUGAGCAGAAACCUGAACAAGAAGGCUAGUUAACAUUUUGUGAGGUAAGUGCAGCAGCUGCAACGUAUGUCGGUUCAUUGUUGUCAUGGUAAUACAUUCAGUGGCAUAGGAAGGGGGGGUGCAGUGGUUAUGGACCGCCCCAGGGUCAUUACUGGGGUGGUGGUGACAAAAUGGCAAAAAUAUGUUUUGGGGUUUUUUUAAUAAAAGAUUUGGGCUCACGACACUUUUUUGAAAAAAUAACUCCAGCACCCCCCUUCCUACGCCACUGGAAGCUAGGUGAGGCGGAGGGCACUGGGCACCACACGCAGCGUGCCUGAGCCACGUGUCUCUCCUGAGGGGGAGGCGGUGGGCGGACUGCCUGCAAGCUCCGCGCUGCUUUUUUGAGCAGCAUGGGGCUUGCGUCGGCCCACUGCCUCAGCGUGCCCUGCCUUGGCUCACCCCGCCCCCAUGGGCAGCUUGCCCCGCCCCUGGCAGCAGGAUGCAUGCGCUGCCCCAGGCACCCGAGCGGCUAGCUACGCUGCUGAAUACAGUGGUACCUUGGGUUACAGACGCUUCAGGUUACAGAAGCUUCAGGUUACAGACUCUACUAACCCAGAAAUAGUACCUCGGGUUAAGAACUUUGCUUCAGGAUGAGAACAGAAAUCGUGCUCCGGCGGUGCGGUGGCAGCAGGAGGCCCCAUUAGCUAAAGUGGUGCUUCAGGUUAAGAACAGUUUCAGGUUAAGAGCGGACCUCCGGAACGAAUUAAGUACUUAACCCGAGGUACCACUGUACAUUAGUAAAAAAACUGAAGGGGGCAAGAAUCUCCCUGUAUCUCUGUUCUUUGUAAAAGGAAAAGUUUUACCUUGGAUCUAAAACGGAAUAACAGAUACGUACUUAGUUCGUUUCGUGUCUGCAUAGAAACACACUUGAGCUGUUCAUUUUUAAGCUGCUUUAAGUAUUAUAUAAAUAAAUAUGCAAAUGAAGGGCCAGUUUCUGUGUAAUGCUGAGUCAUGUUUCUUUUGUGAUGUAUUACAAAAAACCAUCUGCACAGGCUGCUUGGAAGGAUCUGUAUUUCGUUGGGAGUAGGUGGGGAUUUUUUAAUAGGGCUGAGCUAAAAAGUAAACUUUUUUUAGUUCAGAAGAAGGGGGGAUGGGCUUUUGUGGGAGACUGCAAGAUUUUACAAAAGGCCAUCCCUCUGCUCACCUUUUUGUUUAUGAUCUUAGCAAUGGAAUUGACCUUGCUGCACACUGCUGCUUGACUAGUCUGAUGGGUUUAAUUCUUCCAUAUCCAUUUCCAUUUAGAAAUAAAUAUAUUAUAGAUCACAUUCCCACUUCUGUAUAUACAAUUAUAUGAUGAGUAAUUUAAAUUAAGAAAAGUAGAUAUAUUUUCAUAAUUGGACCUUUUAUAUCCUUAGAGGUUAAUAGUAGUUGCUCCUCGAAUAGGAGUGCGUUUCUAUAGACGAGCAUUAACAAUAUUUCUUCCUUGAAAGUGUUGAAGUUACAGAGGUCUAAUGCUUUCCGUUUUCAUAAUUACUUCUUUAACAAAUUCAUGUCAGUCUUAUGAAAAUUCAUAGUGUAGAGUUCAUGGAUAAGCUGCAAUGAUAUAUCUCAAUAAUGUUCAUCCGAAAACCAUCAAGAUAAUAAUUCCCACUCGCAGAAUAAAGAGCUCAUAACCCAGCUCCUCUCAGCAGCCAGAAGCAUCCUAGCUAGACAAUGGAGAGACUUGUCAGGAGUAAACAUGGACCACUGGUAUCAAAUUGUGUGUGAAACAACCUUACUGGAAAAGCUAACCAAUAGACUGAAGCUGGAAUGGGAACAAAUAGAAGAGGACACCUUCACUCCAAUAUGGCUCCCCUUUUAUCACAUACACAGCCCAACAAGACAACAAGAAUCCACCCACAGCAUACAAAUCAAUAUGGCUAACUUGACUCCCUCCCCAAUCUCACUGCAGCCAACUAAAGACAACCAACCAUGCCCUAGACCCCCAACCUCUCUCACUACCAAGGAAAUAUAACAAGCGAAUAGAAAGAGAACCUACCCAAGUGAUGCUGACACAAAACCCCACACAUACACUAAAAGAACAUGAGUUUUACCACUCUACCCCCUACCCCCCUCUUUUCUUCCCCAACCUUAUAGAUAGUACAGUGGUACCUUGGGUUACAUACGCUUCAGGUUACAGACUCCACUAACCCAGAAAUAGUACCUUGGGUUAAGAACUUUGCUUCAGGAUGAGAACAGAAAUCGUGCAGCGGUGGCACAGCAGCAGCGGGAGGCCCCAUUAGCUAAAGUGGUGCUUCAGGUUAAGAACAGUUUCAGGUUAAGAACGGACCUCCAGAACGAAUUAAGUUCUUAACCCGAGGUACCACUGUAUGUCUCACAACAAAUGUAAUUGCUCUGUAGAAAACACAAUCUGAAAAAAGAGGCAAUGCAUAAAUGGGAAUGUGAUCUAUAAUAUAUAUUCAGUGGUACUUCAGGUUAAGUACUUAAUUCGUUCUGGAGGUCCGUUCUUAACCUGAAGCACCACUUUAGCUAAUGGGGCCUCCCGCUGCUGCUGCGGCACGAUUUCUGUUCUCAUCCUGAAGCAAAGUUCUUAACCCGAGGUAAUAUUUCUGGGUUAGCAGAGUCUGUAACCUGAAGCGUAUGUAACCCAAGGUACCACUGUAUAUAAAACUAUGUGCUAGUUUAAAACUAAAAGACAUUCCCAGUUACAAUCUUUUACCUACUUACCUGGGAGUAUGCCCCAUUGAGCUCAGUGGGGCUUAGUUAUGAGUAGACAUGUACUGUAAAAGUUAAAGUACAAUGACAAAUGUGUGUCCCUAUACAGGAUAUUAUUUAGCUUGCCCUUAUAAUAUUUAUUAGAGUGCAAACUGUGAAAAGAAACACCCUAUUCUUACUGUUCACCCUAGAGAGCAUUUAUUUGAACCGCUUGGUGAUAGCUGUGGAUUUUGCUGCAUAUUAAUAAAUAAAGUGGCAGAAAACCUGGGCAAUUUUUCUUUGCUGGAUAAAUUUUAUUACUUUUUCAAGGCAAUUGUAACCUGAGGUGGUGGUUCCGUGGUCGAUCUGUUAGCAAACCCUAAGCCCUGUUUUCUGCCGGAGCAUUUUCCCCUUCCAUGGUUUCCCCUGGCCUGGGAAUCAACAACACCAGCUCUAGGGUUGGUAUAAUUCAGGGUCAUUGGAGGAACAUGUCUGGGCAACGAGGUGGCAGAUCCAUAGCCUUCCUCUGACACGCCUCCAGCAUGCUGAAUCCCAGUGGGUGGGUGACCAGUCUGCACAUGCUUUUAACACAAGAUAUGAUUGUUCAGAAUCCCCUGCCAUGUGUUUUGCAAGCCAUUUUUAAAAUUCGUUUGUAGCUGUCUUUCUGUCAAGAAAAAUGCUGUCAACAAAAGUUCACUCUCUGAUGGUUUGAGAUUUGAGCUGCAAUCCAAUACCCCAGCCGGGCAGCAGUGGGACCACCGUGGCCUCAUCCAGAGUCCUGUUGCUCAUGCUGGCUAGAGCACAAGGCGGAAAGCAGGGAAAUUGCUGUGCCAGCCUUGAGUUAGUCUGCUAAUUGGGCCUGAUCUUGUUGCAUGAGAGCAGUGGGGCUGUCCUGGCAUCCAGUGGAUUCUGGGCUGGCUCAGCCCCUCCUGACCCCAGAAUGCCCUGUUUGAAAGCUUACUGUGGGCUGCCACCAACAGGGACCCUCGCCAGCAGCAUUUUAUACAUAGGUAGUAUGGGGGGUGCGAAUAUUAGGUCAGAAUACAUAGUCUUUCUGAAGGCUGCCAGAUAUGGAUACCAUAUUCAUGAUUGCCACCUGUUGUGAGACUCAUGGUUCUUUUCUGUAAACUCAAUCCUGCAAGUAGAUUAAGUAUUUGGAUAUAAACAUGUCCCGUGUAUUUUUCUGUACCUGGGAUAAUAACUUCAGAGCAAAUCAGUCUGUAAUUCUGACAGUAAUUCUGAGGAUAAUAGGGAAGCAUCCCAAAGGAGAAGAACACACCACAGGAAUUCCCGAUAUAAUUUUUAAGGAACCUUAAUUACUGUCUGUUGUUAUCUUGACAGAUGAUCUCUUCGUAGUAAUAAAAAUACUUCUGAGUUGUAGGGAAAACCGCUUCUUCCAUUGAACCUGACGUUUUUCUACAGAAAUAUUAGUUUUGGCAAUGCCUCUGCACUAUUUCAUACUUUAUUCGGGGCUCUCUGCUUUGGGACAUAGACCUGAACUAAAACUAAAAAUAGGGUGGUCAAAAGGGUGGUUUAUAAUAAUAAAAGAACCUUCCAAACAUCCAAAAUCUUAUUAAUCUACAAAACAAUAGUUGGGCCUCAAUUUUUGUUCAUUUGGAGUUUGGCCCAAUUAUGAAGUUGAAAAUUAAUUAGAUAUUUCACAAGUGAACCCAGAGCAAAACCCAGAGAUUUGUAUAGCUAUAUAAAGCCAAUUUUGUGGUAGACACAAUAACCUUUUCCUGCACAGUGAUGACACCAACCCGUCUCUGAGAAAACAAAUGCUUCCUUAUGCUGCUGUAUGCAACCCAGUCGGAUGGGUAUGGUACAAAUAAAUAAUAAUAAUAAUAAUUAGUAGUAAGUGAGAUAAGUUUGAGAGAAUAGGGAAACAUUGCAGGUCUGAUAGAACGGCUCUUACAAAUUUAUUUUCUGCUGCUGUUUACAGACGAAUAAGGAAUAAAUAUACUAUACUUAAGAGUCUCAUCAUCCCAUUUGAUCCUGGCAGAUAAUGUGGUUCCACUAAAGCAGGUCACUGCACAUUCUCACUCGCAGUUACUUUGGGACAAUGCAAACUUACUGUUGCAUGAAAAAGUGCAUUGCUGAAUAUGGCAUCUAGAAGAUGAUAUAUGUCAUUGUGGCAACUUUUAUUAUGCCUACUUUAGUACACAGCUUUAUUUGUUUGUUUUAAAGGCACUUACGUGGAACCGUAAGGCGUUGCCUUGAUGGUCUUAGUUCACACAUUUCAGCAGUUUGUGAGAGAAUAUCUAGGGCAGGACUUUCGUGUUAUUUUUCUAGGUGUAGACAAGGUUGAACCUAUCACCCUGAAUGUGCCAGUACUGCUGUUAUUCAUGUGCCCCCCUCUUCUUAUCUGCCUUUUGCAGAAGAGUUUUGCGAAGAAUUAGGGUGAUAUCCAGUUCAGUCACACUCAGAGCAGACCAACUGAAAUUAAUGGACUUCAGCCAGUUAUGCCCGUUGCUUUCAAUGGGUCUACUCCUGAGUAUGCUUUUUGUCUUGUGUCUUUUACACUUUAAGCCUGUGGACAUGAAUUGUCUUGCUUUUAAUCUGUGUACAGCAUUUAGUAAUUGUUAGUGCUGGAUAAAAUCCUAAUGUCUAAUAAUUUAGAUUAGAAUUAGGGAUAGAGGAAUCUGCAAAUUUCGAUCUAUCUCUCGAACUUCUCAUUUGUCUAAUCUUGAGUUCGGUUCCUACAUCAGUUUGCACUUUGAAAAAAGUCCUCAUGAAAAUUAGUCAGCAGUUUCAUAUUCUUCUUCCCGUAAUGUACAAGUUUUUGUUUGAAAUUCUGCUUAAGAUACACAUUUUUGCAUGCAUUUCCCCCCAACCUGAACUUUUGUAUAUUAUUUUCAUUAAUACAUGCAUUGGUUUUCCUGUGCUAUAUGCAUUCUGGUUGGAAAACCAUAUGGCAACAUUUGUAGAAGUGUUUUGAGACUUUUGAGACAGCUACAUUUUGGUUUUUGUAUUCUUACAAGCGUUGAAACAAUUUUCUUCCCAUUCCUACUUGAAAUCAGUACAGUGAUUAAAAAUAUUUACAAGUUUAAGAAGGGUGUAAUGUGAGACAUAGUUGCCAAAUAUUUGUUUCAUCAUAAACUGAGGGGGUGUGUGUGAGUUUUUAAAUUUGCAACCUCAAGAUUACUCUUUUGUCUUCAACCUUUGUGGGACUACAUGAUAACAUGACUCACCUUCUUUGGCCUUCCACACAGCCACAAAACUUACACACCUCAGUUUUUAUUUCUCAUUUGGUCACAUAAAAACCAUCAGCACUAUGUUGCAAUUCCAAACAAGCCAUUGGUAUGCUUGGUUGCAGAGGGAUGAUAUUUCUGUAGUCAGAGCUCAGUAGACAAAUUACUUAAUGAAUGACGGGAGAACUGGAACAGCUACUAAACCACCUGUACACAUUCUUUCUAGGAGAAGAGAAAUCUUUCUCAUUCUAUCAGCAAAAAACAUGGAAUGAUAUGCACAUUCCAUGACAUUACUGGCAUGUCUACAAAGACAGGUCAUUUCCUUUCUGCAGUGUUUGUUUAUAGACUCAUAAUGACUAUCCCAGUUAUCUAUCAAAUGAAAUGCAUGUCACAACAUAUCUUGCGUUACCUUGAGAUAAUCAGUAUCUCCAGCUGUGUCAGGAGUUUGAUGGCAUGCUUACAAUAUGCAAGUGUGAAGUGCUUUGCUACCAAAAAUUACAGGUAUGCGCUUUCAGAAAUUACAUGUUUUUAAUACUUACUUUAAUGCUUGUAUGUUAUUGUAUUGCAGUUUGCAUUUCAUAGAAUUCAAAUUGUAAUGCAAUAUAAAUCAUGAAAUAAGCAACUGAAAUGCGGUUAAAAAUAAAUCCACAAGAGACGCCAUGAACAGUGUUUGAAAUUCCCCAGGCACAUUUUGCUACUAGCGCGGGUCCAAUUGUGACCACAUUGAGAUUUCUUGGUGCCAAGGUUGGCAACCACAGUUUAAAAAACUUUGCCUUUAGUCCAUAAUGAAUACCAUUUCCACUGUGUGUGUUUCUCCUUCUUGCAUACUGGGACAAAUGAAUUGUUGUAAGAGCAAGUUGCAGACAAGCAAUGUAGCCUAAGUCAGCCCUGUACAGGACCCAGUUUGGCCCACAAGACAGUUUUCUGCAAACCAUGCCCACUUGCCCACCUGUCCUCACAUGUGACUUAAGGAAUUUAUGAGGGUGGAACAUGAAUAUAACAGGAAAUGGGAUCAAUAGGUAGAUGUUAUACUCUACUGGCUUGUUUGACAUUAGAAAUAUACAGAGAAGAGACAAUGAGAUCGCUUAUAUCAGCCUGAAAGGAGAGAAGAAGGAGUGAUACAGCAAAAAGUUUGAAGUAACUCAUAGGCACCUUCAUCAUGUAAGAGAGAUGCAGGCUAGGGUUUUGCCUUCUGGAAUAUAGCUAUUUUGUAUGCAGUCAAGACUUCCAUUGUCCUCACUCAUAGUUUUUGUUAUCAGUUCAGUUCAUUACAACUGCAUCAUCAAUAAACUCUUUCUUAGUUUUCCACAAUUGCUUCCCACCCUCCGUGUUUUGUAGCCAUUGGAUGGGAUCAACUAGUCAAUAUUGGGAGUUCUCCUGGUUCCUUCUAGAAGUGAUGAUCAGAUUGGUAGAGGCCUGGGUGGAGCUUGCUUUUGUCUCAGAUCAAGAAGGGUCAGAGGGCAGAUGCCUAAAGAGAGGGUGAGUGUUGGUUUGUGGGUGGGGAGGAGGGCCAGUCUAACUCUGGGGUAGUAGAUCAGGGGUCAACUAAAUCAGGGUUAGCCCUCCAGGUGUUGUUUGACCACAGAUCUCAUAAUCCCUGACCAUUGACUACGCUGGAUAGGGCUGAUGGAGUUGAUCCAAAUAACCGUUCCACGUCACUGAUACUUCUCCAGGUAUUAUUACUACUCUCAGUGUUUUCACCUGAUGGAGAUAUGGCAGUUGUUUACUAGUGCAAGGUGUUUUUUGGUAGUGGCAUCCAGUUAUUCAUUGCCCUCUGAAGAAAACUGCCUGCUGACUGCUCAGAUGUUCUUUCGGUGCCAGGCAAGCACGUUUUUAUUUCCCCAGGCAUUUCAACUCUUCCUGAACCCUUACGAAACCUGCUUUUGCUUGUAUGCUUCCCCAGUCUUUGAUCUGGAGCUUAAUUUUAAGCAUGUAUCACAUUGUAUUAUAUUAUUCAUUUUACUGUUUUCAUCCUCUAAGCCUUCCUGAGAACAACUAUAACAGUUAUAGGGUGGCACGUAAAUAAAUCUCUCUUCUCUUUUCUUCUCCUUUUCAUAAUCCAAAUUUCAUAUUCACUUUUCUUUUUGCAGUAUAGUCAGACCUUACGUUGCAUCUACAGAACUACAGAACUAGCUCCCACAGUCUGUAUUAUAUCUACAAAUCAUCACUACUGUACUGAUGAUUCAGAAAGUGUACAGAAAUCUACAGGGCAGUUGUGGGAGUUAUUCAUGUCAUGUCAACUGCUUUCAGCUUCAAGCAGUUAUUUUAAGACGGGUGCCCUUUGUAUGUACAAAGUGCCACAUUAUAAUUUUAUUAACCUAGCAACAGAAGUUAAUAUCAAUCCACAACCCACUGGCAAUCUCUCUUGCAUUGUUAUGCACCAGAGUUAAUUGAAACAAAAGCACCUAACUGUGCCUUUUCAUAUUUUUGUACAGUUUUUAAGAGGACUCUAAAAAUCACUUCCCGUUUUUAUUCUGCCGCUCGCUACCAAAUUGCCAGCCACCAUUUUCCAGUACAUGAAAUGCAUUACUGUUGGGUGUAAACUUUCAGCCAAACCCCUCUUGGGCGAUUUACAGUGUGGCAUUUGUUCUAGAAACCAAGAACCCAGCAGCACCCAAUUAUGAAAAUCAAACAGGGAUAAGAUAGGGCAAAGACAGAUGUAAUAUUAAGGAGAGAGAGGGAGAGCUCACAGCAGUUUCUUCAGCGUAACCACCUUCUGCUCCAUUUCACAAUUAAAAUGGGAGGCAUACCUAUCAGUGAACCUAGUGCUGUUAUAGCUAUCAGCCAUGCCCUUCUCCCAUGCUUCAAGUGGGUUACUGCUUUUUUGUAUUUUUUUUUUAAGCACCGCAAGUACUUUUAUUUAUUCAUUUGUAGAUUUCUUUUUUUAGGGAAAUGGGAAACCUUUUUUUUAAAAAAAUGCAAAACUAUUCUGGGGAUUUAUGAUGAGUUAUUUUGGUGAAAUCAUGGCUGCUAGCCAAUUAGCUCCAUCCACAGCCAGCUCCUGCUGCAAACUUGAAGAACCAUUUAAAAUUUACUUUAUUUGAGGAAAGGUUUAUUUUUUAAUUGAGCACAAUGAGUUCAUUUCCAAAUUGGCUCUACUGCUCUCAAAAUGUUGUGACUGUUUGUGCAUGAAUAGGUGGCAAAACGAAGGUUUUGUCAAUGUAUUGGAGAUUGUUUGAAUCUAUUAUACUUGGGCUCAGUAGCGUAAAUUACCUGACUAAUCCAGAUGGUCUUGCCUAGGGCUGCAGAAUAGUUUAGUUCAGGUAUCUGAGUCCCCAUUUUUAUUUAACUAAAUAAUGGUGGCUUCCAGCAUGGGGAUGUUCCUCUUUGGCUCUGCAUCCAGUGUGUUUCCACUACUGCUUUGGGAAGCGGUGUACACACAACAUUAGUCACAAUCCAUACCUAUUCUGUUUCUAUGCUGUAGUUUGAUAGGAAAUACUGUGUUUUGAUGCAAACACCCCCCCAAACCAGUUUCAAACCGAACAGAGAAAAAUAAAAAUCUAGCUGUGUUUUAAGCAGGUAAUGUGUAGACAGUCUUGGAAAAUAGCCAUGUAUUAAGCAGGGUUGUUCUCUUGAAUUUGGUCAUGGUUAUUCCGUCAUGCCCAGAAAAUGCUGUAAUCCUAACACGUGGUUGAUCCCAUGCCCAUGAUUCAGUUUAUUUGGGUUUGCUUCUUUCAUAAGGUAGGGCAGAAUGAAAGGAUAAGCACUGUUUUGCCAACAAGUGGAGCUCCAGAAGACAUGGAAAGUCCUCCCAUUUCUCAACCUUUUACCAAACUUUGCCCCUAAAAUUUCCUCAGCGGUUAUGUAGCACAUGCUUGUUUUUAUUUGUUUAUUUUAAAUCAGAACACCAGGUGCCACUUGAAUUACAAGCUUAUGAAUGUAUAGAGCUCAUGCAACCUUUAUCAAACCUUCUAUGACAUAUCUUUGUAUGGUCUUUCAGUUAACUGCAGUCAGCUGAGAAAGAGAGAGAUGACUGUGAGCAGACCAUUACAAUCGCAUCAUCAAUUUAUCACAUGGAACAGUGUUGCCGAAGUGACCUACUUUUUCCUGUUUUGCGUUCAGAAGGCUAAUCCUGUUUACCAUUGCUGGGAGGAGGGAACGGGCACACACCAAAGAGUUCUUUUGAGUUGUGCAGAUGGCAGUCUUCACCGAUGAAUGUUCGUUUAAAUUUGUUCUCUCUUUUUUCCCUAUACCGUAUGUAAAGUUUAGCGCAGAGGGUUAUCUUGGACGGCUGAAGCAACCCAUUUGUACAGGGCUUGUUUGCAACAGAAGUAUCCGUUCAUAGAUGUAGCACUAUAACUUUAUUUGAGAGAGAGUUCCCAAAACUAUUGGGCAGGAAGGUGUAAGUAAGCAGACAAUCAGACUUCUUGUUCUUGUUCUUGUUCUUCUUCUUCUUCUCCUUCUUCUUCUAACUCAGGGCUUAAUUUUGCAUCACUGAUAAGGGAUAGGCAGCAGCUUGAUUUGCUACUGAAAAAUAUUCAGGGAGAGUACAGUGGUCAUUUAAUAGCUCAAAACAAUAGCAGUUAUGGUGGAUGUAUUUAUCGUGUUUUAAAUAUUCUAUUGGGAGCCGCCCAGAGUGGCUGGAGAAACCCAGCCAGAUGGGUGGCGUAUUAAUAAUAAUAAUAAUAAUAAUAAUAAUAAUUCUAGGCUGGUAUGAAACACUGUUUCUGGCUUGUCUUAGGGCUUAUCCACACUUCCACUGCUUCCCCCACUCUGCUUUUUAGUGCUCAAUUGGAGCAAACUACAAUUCUGGUUUCCCCCCAGAUUGCCAUUUAUUCUGAUUUAACGCUAAAGAGCAGCUUUUCCCGGGGAAAUGAGCGGACCAAAGGGGAAACUUCUUAGAGCAUUGCCUAGGUAGUGCAGGUAAAUCAGAAAACUGCUCAAUCACGUUUGUGGUUUCUGGACACAGGGCAAGCGGAAGUGUCGACAAGUCAUUAGUUGUACUUCGGAGAGAUUUGAACAGUUUUUCUUUAAUUAGAUAAGCUUGUUUCAAGCACACCGGAGUCUUUCACUGCCAGUUUUGGGAAGCCAAGGCUCCCCAGCAUCUCACCUUAAGUUAACCAGGAGCUUGUUCUUCCCUGGUGCCCAGGUGGCCUCACUGCUGCUGUGUUGCAAGCAGCUUUUGUGUUGGGACCCUUGAGAACAAGCCAGCUGUUGGGAAUGCUUCAAGAUGCCUAUGUGGAGUCCCUCUUCACCCUGUUCGCUUGCAGAGGAUUGCAGUCCAAAUGUUGGCCAAAACAAGCAGAGAGAAUGAUGAAUCAUAGAGCCACUGGCUUAAAAUACAUAUAGGUGUCGUGAUGAAUUAAGUGAAGCAACAAUGAUUCUGUUUGAAACCUAACCUUUCUAGAAAUCUAGUGGAAACAUGUGCUAAAGCUACCCUGAAUUCUUUCAACAGGAAAAGCUGCUUAGACAAUCUAAUGGAUGAGGAUGAAAAAGACAGGGCAAAGAGGUGAGUACCCUCUCCCCUCUUCAUCUCCUUUUCCUUCAAUACUGGGAAUUGUCAGCUUCAUGAGAGCCUAUUUUUAAUGCAUAACAAAGCUAUUUUACUCUCUCUGUCUCUCUUUCUCGUUUGACCAAGCUAAGGAGAAAAUAAAACCUGGCGCAACAUGAAAAACAGCUGAAUCUCAAAACAUGUGAUUCUUCUUGCCAUGCUUUAAAAGCAAAGGGCCAUGGGAAGCCCUUCCCAUGUCAAAUGCUGCACUUGGUUCCCUUAAGAGAGACUAGAAUCUGAAGUGAAACAGAGACACCCGCGGGCAAUGUUCGUGCUUCACAUGAAACACAUCUUUCUAGUACUUUAAAAGCACCUACAAGAACCAACAAAGGAAAAUGUUAAAAGGCAGGUUAUCUGUGUCUUAAUUACCUGAAAAACAGUACAGGGUAAAUGGGAUGCAGGUGCUUAUUUUAAAACAGAUUCAACUAUCUUCCCUGCAGUAGACUACGUCAGGCACUGCAGAACUGAGAAAGCAAUCCUGGCUGUGAACAGCGGACAGGAACAGAGCUGUGGACCCACCACUGUAUCUUAAAUCCCCACUGCUUGUGCCUGGCCAGGAUGGAAGCUGGCUGGGUGGCCCUUAUUUUCCACUUUUUUUGCUGCCCGACUCCUCAGGAUUCUCUCCAGCAGAUCCUUUGCUGGCCCUGCUCUGUGCCUGCCACUGUGAUGCCCCAUUUCAGGGCCUUGUGGUGGCUAUUGUGGCAGGAACACCACCAGCAGUAGCCUUUGCUCUGUGGCACUCUUGGCAGGUGCGGGGGGGGGGGGACACAUUCCCGGUGGCAGAGCCUGGCGAAGGAAGGAGCACCUCCGCCUCUUCCUAACCCCCUUCAACAGUACAGGUAUAAGGGGUUAGGAGUGUUCUGCAGUACCAGUCCAAAUAACUUCCAGUGGCCAUGACUAAUCUGAAUAAAAAAUAAACACACGUAAAGGGAUGUCACACCACACAUAAUAGUCUCUAUUUAGAUCUCUGUGUCUCCCUUACAGAUCAAUGCUAUUUUGUCCAGGGUCUUCUUUCUGUUCUUUUUGGCCACCAGAGCAAAAACAGGCAGCUUUGUGAGUCGCUGAAGCGUUUACAUUUCUAAGAAGCCAGAUGUCAGGGACUGGGCAGAGGCGGAGUGGUGGAGACCGUCUCCCCAGCUUGACCCUUCCAGGGAGGAGGAAGAGGGAGACAGUUUAGAUUUGCAACAGGGGUUUGAGGGAGGUCCCAGCUCAGAGGCAGAUGAGGGGAAAAGCUGGAAAAUAAUGGGAGAGAGGGAGAAGGAGGAGGAGGAGGAGGAAGCACCAGGGCGGCGACAGCUGACAGACAGUGCCUUUAGAAAGCAUUCCAGACCCCCACUCUCUCAGAACCCGGUGAGCCUUGAAAGUAGGAGAGCAAAGAGCUCAAAGACAGAGGACACUUAUUAGCAACCAUAGAAGAGACAAUGCGAUUGACAAAUGAGGAAGUGGGAGAGACGGGGGGGGGGGAGUAGAGAUUUACUCGGGACAAUGCCGUUAUCCAAGGGGCUGGGUUCUAUAGCCCCUCUCUGUAACUACUGAAUAAAAAGCGGAUGGUAAGAAACAUUUCCUUGUCUUUGUACAUUCCUGGGCAACUGGCCAGGAGUUGCUGGCAGCAGUCUUGACACCAUAGGGCCUUAUCUGCUGCAAUGAGACAUCUUUCCUGUAUGGGCAGUAGGGUGAGAAAUCACCUCCUGGGUCCAGUGUAUAUAGUAAAUAGUGCAAGAUGUCUUAGGAUUGUUCUGUAAAAAAAGGAGCGGUAAAAAACCAAACAUCAUCAUACAGCACCGUCAUACUUAAUAUUUGUAUAGCACUUUCGGGGGGGGGGGUCAAUACACUGCACAUGCGUUAUAUAAGUGCAGUCCUUUCAACCCUCCUGUUAUGUAAGUCCGCAUUAUUGCCUCCUAUAUUGCAGAUGUGACUGAAUCCUACCUGCAAAAUAGUGAAAGUCUGGAUGUGCCCUUAGUCUUUCCUCCACUCUUUCCAAUAGGUAGAGACAAAACUUUGUAGGAGGGCAUCUAAUAUUUUAAUGAGGAUUGAAUUCUAAGCCCUAGGUGGGAGACAGGAGAAGGCUGGGGCUGCUCUAGCAUAAAGGUUUUCAGAAAGUUGCUUACAGCAACAAUAUACAACAGGCAAAUGUAAUAAACAAGUAUUGUUUAAGAGGUGAUUCAUCUCUUAUGGGGAGAAAACUUAGGUGAGCUCUUCUGUAUUGAAGGAAGAUGCAUUAGAAUGCUAUACUAGGUAAAAUAACUAUGUUCUGGUCAGGGACAGACCAGAGGGGGGAAAUUGAAAGCUAGGGACACAGAAAAUGCUCUCUGUAUUAGGGGGACAUUACAUAUUUUAUAUUGUGCCUGAAAUUGGCACAAGUAUCCGGUAUUACAUGCUGGUACAACAACAACACUGAUAAAUCCACACAAAGGAGAUUGCUAUCAUCUCAUUUGGGGUGCCCGAGGAAGUGUAAAAGAUUGUUGAAAUGAAAGGCUAUAAUAACUGUCAGAUCUGACUGGCAUCUGGAGUUUCACAGCAGCUGUUUGCUAGUAGUUUUCUCUCUCUUCCUGGAUACUUUCUCAUUUUUGUGAAAACAGGAGAUUAAUUGGCUUAUACAGAGCCUUAGAUUGCAUCUGGUUUAGUUUUCACCAUGAUGCUUUUCUUUAAUGAAAGAAUUUCUAGUCUGGCCACUAUUUGAUUUAGCAUCAUCUCUUUUUUAGUUUCUUUGUUCCCUGCAGCUUUCCUCUACUAAUAUAGGUCAUGCUAUUCUGCUGCUUAGAUCAACUGUCUUUUUUUCUAAUCUAUGUGUUUUCAAGACACAGAAGCCCACUAUUCCAUAUGAAAAAAGAGUGUGCUAGAUAAUGUGCCGAAUAUGGGGUGAAUAAGUGCAUUCCCUUAGAGUCGACAAGCAAGAUUGGGCAUAAAUGAUACAACUAGAUACAGGAACUUGAAUUCAGCUUUCUUUAUUCAUGCUUAUUAUUAACGCACGGGCCUGAGCCUUUUCCUUUGUCUUGUAGUAAUCAAAUAAACAAGAAACACCCAUUUGCCAUUCUUUCUUACUGGAAAUACUUCUUGUGCAGGACAGCACACCCUAUCUUGUUGAAUCCUGACAAGACAGAAGUACUAUUUGGGGGGGACAGUUGGCGGGCGGGUGAAGUACAGACCUCACCUAACACUCCCAAGUUUAAAAAGUGGUAUGAGGUUUGGUCGUGUUAGCCCAUGGGUAGGCAAACUAAGGCCCAGGGGCUGGAUCCUGCCCAAUCGCCUUCUAAAUCCAGCCUGUGGACGGUCCAGGAAUCAGCGUGUUUUUACAUGAUUAGAAUGUGUCCUUUUAUUUAAAAUGCAUCUCUGGGUUAUUUGUGGGGCAUAGGAAUUCAUUCCCCCCCCCAAAUAGUCCACCCCCCCCACAAGGUCUGAGGGACAGUGGACCGGCCCCCUGCUGAAAAAGUUUGCUGACCCCUGUGUUAGCCGCUGAAUGUGGUGGUCGAGCAACUUUGGCAAUAAUAUUAUUCAGUGUCAAUCUAGUGUAGCGUCUAAAUUUGUAGAGCAAUCCAAACUAUAGGAAGCCAGUGUAAUUUAUGCUGGGGUAAAUUAUGCCAGUCCAGUGUAAUUCAUUCUUUCCAAGCUCUGGCAGACAGAAAACAGGUCUUUAAAAUAGAGUUUGACUUGUGCUACUCUUUUUGCCAGUGGGUUGCUAUGUCAUGUAACAUUUGGAACAGGAAUGGUCUCCUCCUGCCACCCCUCUUUUUCGGAACUUGCUUCAAGCUGAGCUGGCUGAGGAUGGAGAACCUAGACCAGUGUACCUGUGGUUGAGAUGGGGUAAGGAACGUAGGCUCAGCCAGAGAUCCACUUAUUCCAAACCUCCCUCAUCCUUGUGGUUCUUGGGUUUGGGCUGCUCCCCAAGUGUAUCUUUUCCUUGUAGUACAUCUCCUUUUGUGAUCUCUGAGAAAAUACAGCAUAGCUUUAGAAAAUCUUAUUUGUUGUAAAAAUGAAUAUAAAAUUACAUGAAGAAGAACUUUUGUUUUAUGUCAGCUUUCUUUGCUUUUCUUAGUGAUGAACCAUAAUGAGAAAUAAUUUUGAAUAACCACGCUCUGUGUGUGUGUGUGUGUGUGUCUAUUAACAGUUUUCUCCUGUUUGUAGGGCUUCACGUAACAAGUCUGAGAAGAAGAGGCGUGACCAGUUCAAUAUCCUUAUCAAGGAGCUCAGCUCAAUGCUUCCAGGAAACACCCGCAAAAUGGACAAAACUACAGUACUUGAAAAAGUCAUUGGCUUUCUUCAGAAACACAAUGGUAGGUAACAGAGCCAUGCCCACUUAUUCAUCCAAUUACUGUCCUGGGUAAUGGUGAGGCUUCUUCAAACAGUCAAAAUUUCAUGGUCGAAGUUUUCCAAGAUAGAUGACUGUCCGUUUCCGAAAUUAUAUAGUUCCUCCAACAGGUCUUUCCACAGACUUACAACCAUCUAGAACUAUUAACAGAAGUCGUGUUCUUUUUUUUUUUUGCCUAAGAAAGUUCCAGUUUGCCCCUCCCCACCCCCAUGUUGGAUAACAUAUUGGUAGAUAUAUAACAGAAAUGUUUUCAUUUGUUUAGAAUUCUCGACACAAACAGAGAUUUGUAACACUCAGCAGGAAUGGAAGCCUUCCUUUCUCAGCAACGAAGAAUUCACCCAGCUGAUGUUAGAGGUGAAAAACUCAAUUUUUGCAAAGUUGUGAACGUGUGUGUUCUUCCAGUGUAAACUGUGGCUACAGCCCUGCAAGCCAUAUAAUUUCCACAUGUAGUUCUAUAGGUCGAUAGAGCUCAGCAAGAGAGGAGAGGGAAUCAAAACCACAGCUUGUGCUUACUUAUGCCCAUGCCCAUUGCUUGAUUGCCUUCCUGGCUUUCAUAUUAGGCAAGCAAACGCAAGCUGGCUUUUGCAAAAUUAUUGUUUUUUAAUAGUUAAAAUUUCAUUUUAAUGUUGUGUGCAUACAACUCUGAACCAACCUGGGAUCUUCUGGUGAAGGAUGGAUAAUGAUAAUAAUAGGCAACCCCACUAACUGGAAAGCAAGUGUAGGGAAAAAUUCAAAAGGAGCUCACCUGGUGAAGUGUUGCAGUGUCGCUGCUGCUUAAUAAGAAGGAGAGGUUGAGGUACAAGGUUGUAGAGAGGUCAGUGCACCAAAGGAAGCAGUAGACACUACUCUGACCUCCCUGCCUUUCCUUCCCAGUAAGCAGCAGUGACCUCACUACCUCAUCUGAUGUAAUUUAAUGUUGAAAAUAAAAAUUCAAAGCUUGGAAUGCUAUACCGCAUGCUUAUUGGCAUGUACUUUAUAUUUUCAUACGAGGAAGAGGAGCAUUUUCAAUGUAGCACGCACGCAACAAUUUUGUGUUCCAAAAUGCCUUACACAUUAGACUAGUCUUAUAAUCGACAUUCCGUUAAUAAAUUGAGGUGGUGGGUUCUGUUACAGAUUCACAUAGAUCCCACAUUUUCAACGGGUCCAGUCUAAGCAUGGCUAUCUGGACACAACCCAGUAGCGUUUUAAUAUCAAAAUGUCUGAAGGCCUAUUGUUAGAUACAGAGUAGAUGUUCAGAGAAUGUCUUUUCCAAGCCUGAGAUGCCUCAGGGAAAAUCCUGCAAUACUGUUUAUUUGCUUGCUUGUUUAAUUUCUAUACUCCCUUUAUCCGAGAAUCACAGGGCAGUUUACAAUAUAACAACACAAAAAUAACAAAUAAAAGCAAUAUCUCCCCAUAGGCCAUAGAUGGAUCAAUUAGCCAAAGGCCUGGUUGAAGAGGAAUGUUUUUGCCUGGUGCCUAAAGAUAUGUAACAAAGAUAUGAGCCUCCCUGGGCAUUCCACAAGCGGGGAGCUACCGCAGAAGAGGCCCGUUCUCGUGUUGCUGCCCUCCAGACCUCUUUCGGAGGAAGCACAUGAAGAAGGGCCUCAGCUGACGAUCAUAGGGUCUAGGUCAGUUCAUAUGGGGAGAGGCGGUUCUUGAGAUACUGCAGUCCUGAGCCAGUCUUUGUUGUGUGGUCUACAUAUGAAAUACAAGUGAAAUUAUAAAACUGAAUGUUCCAUCCUGGGGUAUGAGUGUAUUGAUAGCAGUGAACUGAAUUGCCUUGAAUUCUCUUACGAUGAUAUUAUUAGUUGCUAACGUUUUUUGGAAUUGCUCUUCUGUGUUUAAGCAAUUUUUCUCCAUCACUAUGUUUGUUUGGCAAAAAAAGGCUUCACCUGCUGAAUUUCUGCUUGGCUCACAGCUUGGCUCACAGCUGUAACCAGCUUGCUUUCGUACAAAUGAGGCAGUUUCAGCAGAGUUUUUGCAGAAAAGUGGGCCAUCCUUCUGUUGCACGAACUGUUUGCAAACAAAGAAGUAAAAAUAGUGUCAUGUUUGGAUACACUGAUCAGAUUCUUCCAUAAAAUCCUAAUGAGAACCCAUCUGCAAAAUGUACAAUGUAUUAAAGAUAAAUAAACUAUUUACUCAAACAAAUCUCCACUGUAACGAGCUCAAAACAGCUAUCUCUGGGGGAUUCUUUCUUCUCAAGAUUUAAGUAUUUCAAGAGUAGAAAAAUGUGUUCUAGCCAAAUGUGGACCAUGAGCUUAAUUAAUGUAGCUGUCAAAGGCAUCUCACCUUCAGUUCUGGGAGAAGUGAGCAUUUACGGCUGCAAAGAAAAACUUGGGGAAAAGUGAUACAAAAGAAGAAAGGUGUUGACUGUCCUGCUGGGUGGUUGAGGAAGGAGCCCUAAGUUGUUACAUAGAUUUUUUUGGUUAUAGUCAAUUAGGGAAUGAGUAAAUGAUGUAAUGAGACACUCUUUAGCUGUAAUGAGGAGCUCUACAAAUGCAGUCAGUAAGUGUCCAGAGGCUGUAUCAAAUUAAUUUCUUGGGCCACUUUUGUGCAUCCCACAGAUUCUGACUGGAAUUGUUUCUUUAUAUAUAUUUUUUAAAAGUUAAGGGUAUAGUUGUGGUAGUGGCAGAAGCAGUUUAAAAAUGCAAAAAAAAAUUGGGAACACAGAGGUAAGGAAAAAAGAGGAGGGGAGAAUGAUAAAGCUACCAGUGAUAAAAUUUCAAUUGGUUCUUAGUAUGAAUAGCACCCUUUCCCUUAACUUUUCUUCAACAUAUUUCCUUUCUUUUCUUGAGAGUCAAGUGUGUAGCUGUGCGACCAGACAGACCAGCUCCAUUUGCAACAGCUUCAAGUGCUGAAGGGCAAUUAAACCCAGGCUCUUAGGAGACAAAACAAAUCCUGUCUGAUCUCCAAGAGCUUCCUUGGAGCUACAAAGUUGAAAUAAGGAAAUAUUCUGUGUAAAAGGAUUCAGCUGAAAGGUUUGAACCCCCAGUUUUCACCUAACAAUGCUCCCACCCAUUCUAUUUCUUUCUUCUUCUUUCUACCAGGCAUUAGAUGGAUUUGUAAUAGCUGUUACAACAGAUGGAAGCAUUGUGUAUGUUUCUGACAGCAUCACACCUCUUCUUGGACAUUUACCCGUGAGUAGCUCUUGUGGUUCCAUAUUGAGGAUCUCUGAAUGAGAGUUCCUCACACGCAACAAAGGGAUCUGGCUGUGAGUACAGCUAAUGUAAAAUCCUGGAACAUAACAUUUGAGAAUUAAGAAUGCAGACUUAUUAUACAUACCAACUCAGAAAGGAGCUCUCCUGAGUUCCAUGGGAUUUUCAGGCCCAAAUGUACUGCAUGGUUUUUGUAGAUUUGCAUUUAUUUAUUUUUUUAAUUGUGAAGUGAUGGCAAAGAAUAGGGAUACCAUAUUUUGGUCAUUUCUGUAAUGGACACUUUUGUUACUUACAGUCUGACGUGAUGGAUCAGAACCUGUUGAAUUUCCUCCCAGAGCAAGAACAUUCAGACAUUUAUAAAAUAUUAUCAUCUCACAUGCUACUGAUGGAUACUGUCUCAUCAGAGUACUUAAAAUGUGAGUAUUACUUCUACUGCGUUCAUGGGACAAAAAUUAACAGGGCAGUAUUAGCAUCCAGGGACAUGGGUGGCGCUGUGGGUUAAACCACAGAGCCUAGGACUUGCCGAUCAGAAGGUCGGCGGUUCAAAUCCCCGCGACGGAGUGAGCUCCCGUUGCUCGGUCCCUGCUCCUGCCAACCUAGCAGUUCGAAAGCACGUCAAAGUGCAAGUAGAUAAAUAGAUACCGCUCCGGUGGGAAGGUAAACGGCAUUUCCGUGCGCUGCUCUGGUUCGCCAGAAGCGGCUUAGUCAUGCUGGCCACAUGACCCAGAAGCUGUACGCCGGCUCCCUCGGCCAAUAAAGUGAGUUGAGUGCUGCAACCCCAGAGUCGGUCACGACUGGACCUAAUGGUCAGGGGUCCCUUUACCUUUAAUAGUAUCCAACUAAUAGGUUUGGUCAGUGCAAGGAUUUAUGCUAGUGCAACAGAACUUUCCUCACCUCCUCCCUCCCCUGUGUGUGCCCCUCACCCUGCUCAGAUCUGCUGUGGAUUGUUGCAGGAAUCCCUAGAACAGAUUUAGGGGGUGCACAAGGAGAGGAGAGGAGGGGAAGUUCUGUUGCACAAGCAUAAAUCCUUGCCCUGACAUAUUAGUUGGAUCCCACCCAUCGGCUCUGAGAUUUAUUUAUCUCUUAAGGGUCUGUACAGUACACUUGAAAGAAUGCUUUGCUUGCAAUGACAUUACAUAUGUUUUUGGGAAAGAAUAGUUCAUGUAUUAUAUUUUUUGUUUUGAAGCUAAGGGAACCGGUCCAUAGAGAAUUCUUCUUCUAUGCAAUAUAAAAUCUAGAAUAAUUGUGCUUAUUGUACUCAAAAAUGGGACUGUUCGCAGCUAUGUUAAUAAUACAUUGUUGAAUCUUAAGGAAAAUUGUUAUUUUAGUUGGAUAUACAUUUAAGGAGACUUUAAUCAGAUCCUGUUGUAGUCACCUGUUCAUAAAUUAUUAUUUUUAUUAUUAUACAUGAGAACUUGUGGAAUUUUUUGCAUAUUGGUUUUAAAAUCACAGUGCUUUGAACUAUUAAAAGGGCAGGCAUGGGAGAAGGAUCAGGGAUUACUAGUUAAUAAGAUAGAUUCAUUUUAAUCAAUUCUAUCUAUGGUUAACCUGUUUUAAAGACUAGCAAAAUUAUAAUGGUAUAAGCUUCCAUAGUCUACAACCUACAUCAUCAGAUGCAUGGUGCCACAAGAUACUCUUCUUAUUUUGCUGCAGUGUAAGAAACUGUUUUAAUUAAAAAAGAAUUUUUUUCCAGAAUAAAUAAAUAAAGAAUAAUUUUGUUAUGCAGGAAAAGGAAAAGACAAUUAAAAUUGCAAUGUGAAGUUGAUUUUUUGCAUUGGAUUGUUUGCAAUCGCAUAUACGUAUAUUAAGCUUGCGUGAUUUAUUUCAUGGAAUGGUACUGAAAAAUGGGAUUAAGAGUCAAACUCAAUCCCUGGCUUGAAGUAUGCAUGAGAAAUACCUAUUUAUAGUUCUGAGCAGCCUAGGUUUAUGCAAAGAUUCAUCUAGCAGACUGUGGGCCUUUGUGACUACAGACAGCAUUGUUGAAUUCAUUGCGGUUCUUCCAUUUGUCUCAUUAUGUGAAUCUCAUUGCGUUUAGUUUACAAAUAAUAUUUAUCUUGUCUUUUUUGACACGUGUUUUUUAAAAAUUCCAGCUGACGAAGAUUUGGAAUUUUGCUGUCAUCUUCUGAGGGGAAGUCUGAACCCAAAGGAAUAUCCAACAUACGAAUAUAUAAAAUUUGUAGGGAACUUUCUGUCUUACAGUCAUGGUAAGUCUCAGCUAUUCUGUAACUAUAACCAGUGACUAAAUAAAUGUAUAUAGUGGGUUGAGCGUUCUCUCUGUGUGUGCAUGCGCAUUUCCAACAUUAACAGAGCAAUUUCAGACAGAAUGACAAUAACCAGUUGCUUAGACCACAAUACCAAGCAUUGAACUAGGUGGGAUUUACUUAUGAGUAAAUAUGGUUAUGACUAGACUGCAAAGCUGCAGUUCUAAGCAAACCCAGAGCACUUGAUCCAUUUUCUUGUGUAAUGAAUGUGACUGUUUUACGCUUACUUGUGGAAGGUCCAUCCAUGCACCAUCCUUCAAAGAUCCACCUCUGUUGCAAGUACAUAACAUUUCCGUGAAAUAUAGUCGUAACAUUUUCAUUCUAGUAAAAUGAAGUAGUCCUUCCGCAUAGCACAUUAAUUGCUAGUGUGUUGUGUGUAGUAAUAUGCGCAGAUGUCAGAGGCAUUUCUUAUUUCCUGUGUUAUAACUAGUGGUGAGCAACACAAUUCCCCCAACCUAGGCCUGGGCCAUUUUGGUGGUUGUUGUUUAAUUUUAAAAUUCUCUUGGUGCUGCAUGUUCACAUGUAGCCGCUGUGCAGGAGCACUUAUCCAGUGAUUUCUUUUCUUGCAGCAAAGCUGAUCAUCCACUGCAGACAUAGCCAACAUGCUGUCCUCCAGAUGUUGCGGGACUCCAAGUCCUAUCAGCCCCAGCCAGCAUGGUCUGUGCUCAGGGAUGAUGAGAGAUGAACUCAACAUCUGGAGGACACAAUAUUGGUUACUGCAGAACCACAGCAAUGCUCAGCCAUUUUAUUUAGCUUUAUUUGGGGUUCUUUUUAAUGGUCUGGAAAUUAUUCAUUUCCCUUAUCUUAAGCUGGAGCAUGCAGCUAGCCACAUUUUAAAAAGCCAGCAAUAGCAUAUCUUUCUUCCCCACAGCCAGUCUUUCCUUUCCACACUUGAAUGCGCGCUCCAUUGCACGAGAUAUUUCUCUAAUGUUGCUGAAAAUGAAUGUUAGCACAAAGUCUAAGGUGAGGCUAAGCAUUCUCUAGAAAGGCCCAUUGAGAGAAUUUAAAAUGUUGCUGCAUUCAGCUAGGAAUGGUUUCAGCUCCUCUGUUGAUGGGCAUCAUAGAAACCUAGAACUGCAGUGUUGAAAGUUCUAUACUAUGCAGGAUUCGGUCCCUUGCCUUGGUCAGUUAUAGUUUACGUAGCAAGUAAAAAAUUCCAUCCUAUCAAAGUAUUCUUUACUGCAAGCUAGAUUAACUUUGCAAAAAUUCCUUAUUAACCUGUGCUUUAGGAUAGUUUAUGGUUAUUUCCCUCUCUUUAGCAUAAUGUUUGCGUAGACGUAAGAAGCUGGUGCUAUAAAGGUAGGGGAUUGCAGCCUAGCAGGGCAUGGUACUAUUAGGAUGAGCUGUCCCUGUUGCUCACUUUCAUGCAUUUUCUUCUUCUUCUUCUUGCCUAUUGUCUCUGUACAAUUCUUUACAAUCCAGCUGUAGUAUUGAGCAACUGGUAGCACCUUGUGACCCAGAGGCACCCUUAUUCCCAUGCCAGUUCAGUAGGUAUUGGAUGAGCUUCACAAUGGAGAUGUGUGUUGGCACCAGCAUCUCUCAUUGGCAACACCUAUGGAAAGCUCCUUAUACACAUGCACAGAGAGAGAAGAUAGGGAGAGGGAGUGGGAGACAUCUCUCUGUCUGGAUCCAAAUAAUUCUGUCUUCUUUCUAGUGCUUAGUAGUUUGCACCCACCAAUUACUGAGAUAAUAUUUUAAAAUUAAGGAAGGAAAGUUAUAGGUAUACAUAUAUGGUCUGGGACAUCCCAGUUGCUUCAGAAAAAUAUUGAGGUAGGUAUGCAGACAGCAUUAAAAAGAAAACACAUGCCAAGAAAUUUACAAAUAACCAGAGGCAGCUGUUUUGUAAACCAGAACCAAUUCACAGUGAUCCUUGGCAUACUGAUGCGCUGUGGUUUAUUAAAACGGACUGUUAUAGGGUUAGAGCGGAAGUGGCGUAAAUAUCCCUGCCCCACUUCCUCAACACUGUGUGUUCAUACAGUAGAAUGUUCUUACUGAAUGGAAAACAGCUUUGUAUUUCUAAUACGCACUAAAAGGCUGCUUUGUGGCAAUAUAAUAACGAAAGUAAUAAUUUGUUUAAUUACUUCCAACUAUUUCUUGGAUUUCACUUCAGUUGUUUGCCUGAAUUCAUUCUAGGAGUAAUGUUUAAAAAGUUGAUGAUAUUAGCUCAAAUGGUCAUAUUGUAUUCACACUGUGCUUGUCAGAACUCACAAUUCCACAGUCCACAAGACUGUAUAAACCCUGCAUAACUGGUUGGUGUCAGAUCAUAUAACUAGCAGCAUUUUUUUAAAAAAUUGUGGUGAAGCAUUCUUUUUUCUUAGUUUCAUAUGAAUCUGAAUUUACCAGUAUAAAAGGACCAUCUUAUCAGACGCACACCAAUGCAGAAACCCCUUUUAGCCAUUACAUAAAUGUUUAAAAGCAUCUUUGUGAUGCACAAGUGAAAAUGGGCACAGUGGUGAUGCAACAGCAAAUACACAACUGCAUUUUUUAUGCAGAUGCAUUUCUGCAUGAGAAGCGAUAUCUGUUUGGCUGUGUGUCUCUGUGAAUUGAGCCUUUUUUUAUUCAGUCAUGGCAAAAUGAAUUAAGAUGUGAAAUAAUAGACAGGUACUGUUAUUUGAUGAAAUAGAUGCUGAAUUCAGCGCGGAAACAAAUGGAAUAUAAUUUCGACAUGAAAACAAGUGUUUUAAAAACUAUAUCCUCUAGGGGGUUUUUUAUAUAACCUUUUGGUUUCAGGCUAGCAGCCAGAAUCUCAUGCUGUGCUUUUUCCAGAAUUGCACAACUCAGAGCGUAGGUAGCAGAUUGCAUAUUUCAAUACUCAUGGGCAGGGCAGAAAAUAUAUCUGCACACAACUAGCCUGUAAUAAAGGAGAUAAAUAUCAGCCAGAAUUGGAUAGACCAGGAAAAACAGAAUCAUAUUCCACAGCACUGAAAGUGACAGAUUUCGCUAAUAGGGAAGUGGAAGCUUCUCCGAGAGUGGAAUGAGACGUCAUGGUCACACAUUUCAAAUCUGUGCUGUGCUGAAAACCUGUAAAGCUAGGAGAGAUUUUCCUGGGGGGGGGACUGAGUUUGAGGGGAAUAGUGAUCUUUAUCUCUUCUUGCUACUUCUAUCUAUCCCAACCCCUCCCAUCUAUCUUGAGGGGGUUCAGCAUCUCCUCCCACCUAUUGCUUCUCACUUGACAUCGUUCUCCAGCCCAUCUGCUAUACUGUUGUUCAGCAAUGACCAAUUUUUAAAGACACAAUUUAUUGGCAGGGAGGGGGUACUCAACUAAGGUGCACUCAAGAGUAGACCCAUUGAAAUGAAUGAAUGAAGACUAUACGUUCGGGCCAUUAAUUUCAGAAAGCCUACACUGAGUAAAGCUUAGUGUUGAAUACCCUCCAGUUUACUUUCUGGCUUGACUUUAAGUUGUGACUUCAUUUUUUUUUUUUAAUUCAGCUAAUUCCUUAAAAAAUAAUACAUACAUAUACACAUACAUAACCUUAAAAGCACUGCCCAGACACAUACCUCUCUGAGUGAUACCUAGUAUCGGCGCAUUUCUAUAUGUAUAAAAUAGUGGGAGGCUAAAUACACUAAAAGGCACAACUCUUUGUCUCGCACUUUUCUUAUCCAGUGCCUAUAUCUGCUUGUAAUGGCUUUGAUGGUGCUGUUCCAAGAGGUUACAGAACACCACUAGGAAAACAAGUCUGCUUUGUCGCUACUGUUCGACUGGCAACACCUCAGUUUCUAAAGGCAAGUGUGUAUGUCUUAGAGUCUGUUAAAAGUCUUUGUAGUCGUAUCAGCCCUUUCAGUCCCUUAUCUUUCCACUCAGGAGUGUGUACAAGGCGUUAGGGAUAGGCGGAGCCUCCUCUCUCCCUAUAUGGUGGCUCCUCCCAAAGCCAUGGCUUGCAGAGCAGGGACAUACAUGGUACCUUGGCAUAACGGAAUGGCCAUCGGUAAGGUGUUCAAUAUUUCUGAAGGUAAAUCGGUACAAAAAGCAGCAGGGGAGCACCUUGAGGCUCCGUGAGGCAAUGCAUGCAACUUUUCAAGUCAACUGCCAGCAGGCAUCUUGCAGAUAAUAAUGCAGGCAUCUUGCUGAAGCUAAAAUCAGGUGUUGUUGGGCCGGAGCCCGGAAAGGGAGGAUAUAAAUGUUCUAAGUAAACAAGUUGUCAGAAAUACCUCUCUGAGAUUGCCACCACCACCCCAUCCCUCUGCUGCUGGUAAAUCAGCUGAUAAUCUGAUCCUGGUCAAUUUGAUACUUAUCCAAAACAUCUUCCCAUGUAUGCGGAACUAGGGAUGGAAUGCAGUUGUUGUCUCAUGUCUGCAAAAGCAAUCUGAGGGGCUUUCUUCGCGGAAUAGAAUGGGCCAAUGCACAUGUUACAUUGCUUCAAGAGCAGACCUCCCUGUGGAGAGUGAUCUCUGCCUCAGGAGCAACGUUUAGGAGUGCUUAUCAUAGGAUUUGUCAUCCUUGUGUUCAGUCUCCAAAUAUGCAUGCCAAAAACUGCUGGAUCUAGGGACUCUCAACAAGACUCUGUGUUAAGUAAGUUUUUUUUAAUUUUAGCUGGAGUGGACUCCACUCAACAGAAAGAGGUCAUCUUCAUCAGUAUCCAUCUAGCUGUAAAUUUUCCCAAAACAAUUAAUAGAAUAAUAGAAAUGUAGAGUUGGAAGGGACCCUGAGAAUCAACUAGUCCAACCCCCUGCAACACACAAAUAUACAGCUGUCCCAUAAAGGGAUCAAACCUACAACCUUGGUUAUCAGCACCAUGUUCUUACUAACUGAGCUAUCCAGGCUGAACUAUAUUAGGAAUGAAAACAUUUAAUCUGUUUUGUCAUUAGGUCCAGAAUAAGUAGCCCAGCACCAGUUAAAACUAAUAAACUGAAUGGAGUUGAUAUUUAGCUAUUAGACGGAGAUAUUUAAUUUUUCUUUUCUAUUCCUUUCACAUGUUGUUCACUAACAUUUAAGAAGAAAAAAAAGCAAAUUAAAUGGCAAUAAAGGUACUACAGUCACUCAGAAUUUUAUUCUAAUACAGGAAAUGUGCAUCGUUGAAGAACCUUUAGAGGAAUUCACUUCAAGACACAGUUUGGAAUGGAAAUUUUUGUUUCUGGAUCACAGGUUGGUUAAAAAAAGAAAACGACUAUACUUUAUGUUUUCUUAGACAAUUUACUACUGUUUAUUUAUCAUAUUUAUUUGAAGUUACUUAAUUGUCCAUCAGAGGAUUACAGGGCAGUGUUCAAAAGUGUGAGAAUGAUUCAGACACAAUAUAUUUAUGCAAUGAGUGACCUAUGACAACAUCUGCCUGAUUGCACAUUGUGGCUUCAGAUUUCUCUUCUGCACCAUCCAGCCUUCUGUGUGCCCCCAAAAUGUGUUCCAUAUAGUUGUGUUGGAUCUCUCACAAUAAUAUAUUUAAACUAACAGACUUGACAAGCAACAAAAUCCAGACCAAGCAAAAAAACACCCACCACAUAAAACUGUACUAAAGGGAAAAAAAUCUUCUGUCUUCAUGUUUCCAUUUUUAAUGUGCAGUAGCAUGCAUCUUGCUGUCCAUACAACUGAGGUAAACGUGGUUAGUUUCACCUAUUUUUUCAUGUACCCUUUCCCCCUGUUAUUACUUACAAUUAUGAAGAGUUAUCUUGCUUUAAUGGGUUUUAAGGUAGGAACAAGUGAUGUGGGUGGUGCUGUGGUCUAAACCACUGAGCCUCUUGGGCUUGCCAAUCAAAAGGUCGGUGGUUCGAAUCCCCACGACGGGGUGAGCUCCCGUUGCUCGGUCCCUGCUCCUGCCAACCUAGCAGUUUGAAAGCACGCCAAAAAGUGCAAGUAGAUAAAUAGGUACUGCUCUGGUGGGAAGGAAAACAGUGCUUUCGUGCGCUGCUCUGGUUCGCCAGAAGCGGUUUAGUCAUGCUGGCCACAUGACCCAGAAAAACUGUCCGUGGACAAACGCCGGCUCCCUUGGCCUGUAAAGCGAGAUGAGGGCCGCAACCCCAGAGUCGUCUGCGACUGGACUUAACUGUCAGGGGUCUUUUACCUUUUGCCUUUUUAAGGUAGAAACACUUUAAAAACUCAUUGCAACAUUUUCCCCAAGCCACUGUAGCAGCGCUUUUAUUGCUACAUGGCAUCUCAAUCUAAACCAGUGACUUAAAAAACAACAACAAUCUGGAGGAUGUUUGUUCCUAUCUCUGAGACACAUAUUUGGAGGCCUGUCAACAUACUGUGCACAUUUGAGAAUUAACCAGUCCUGUCACUCUACAGAGUGAACUUGUGUAAACCUUCCUGCUUUAUUUCUACCUUUCGUUCUACCUUUCUGCUUUCCUUCGUUUAUUUUAAGCACUUUAUUUUAAAAAAUGGUGAGUUGUGCACAAGAGGUUUUCCCUCCCUGCUGAGUUCCAGUAAUACGAAGCAGUCCCAAAUAGUCUGUUGCCCUGCUUAUUGUUUUAGUGCCUAGGUGGAGUAACUUCCAGAGUUUUUGGGGUGGGCAGAGAGAAUAAGGGUUGAGCACUACUGAUGAUAUUUUUAAUGGUUUAAUAAAAUCAUUUGCAUUUUACCGUGAAACAGAGCACCACCGAUUAUAGGAUAUUUGCCUUUUGAAGUGCUGGGAACUUCUGGAUAUGAUUACUAUCAUAUAGAUGACCUUCAGCUCUUGGCACGGUGCCACGAACACUGUGAGUAUGACAUUACCUACAGUAAGGGGAAUUCAGUUUGUUUCCGUGUGAUAAGCAAAGAUAGAAAUAAAAAUCUGAAGACAUUGGGUUGCAUCCAACUCAAUUAAACCAUUGGUUUUAGCAAUGCAGCUCCCCCUCCUUCUGCCCACACACAGAGAGAGAGAGCCUGCUGGUGAUACUAGUAAACCUGUUAGUGAAUUAUAUUUAUUUUUGGUUUAGGUUUUACAGUAGAGAUGGGUAAGAUGUGGACUUCCAGAUCUUGGUGGACUACCCAGCAUCCGCCAUAUUUGAUGUUUGACUAGGGCUGAUGCGGGUUGGAAUCCAACAAUAUCUGGAGGGCCCUAAUUUAAUUUAAUACUUAAAUGCCCAUAUUCUAGAGUUCAGAGAGUAUUAUGAGUCCCUAUCAGGGAAAAAGGCAGGAUAUAAAUAAAUACAUAAUACUAAUACAGCAUUAUUAUAAAUAAUAAGUAGUCAUUUGAGGCUAGCCAUUUGUGUAAUGCAAACUGAUUUGUCUACAUUUUAUUCUUCAUGUGGAUUGACUUGCUUAACUCCUCAUUGGAUAUGAACUCUUGGGAGGCGGAGUUGUCAAAAUAGUACAAAUAUCCAAUACUACUCAACAACUGCUAAUUAGGCGAAGCUGAAGCAUUAAAUUAAAACCUCGAACGACUCAACACAAAUCAGAUCUAAUAUUGCUUGCCAUGUCUGUUGUUUGUCCGUAAGUGUCCUGCUACUCACAUGAAUGGCGCUGUUCAAAAUUAAUUUUCAGCCUUCUGGUGCAGAAUACAAAGUUAAGUUCAUCAGUCAGAUCAUGACUGAUUGGAGAUUAAUCUGGCAUAAGACAAGCCAGUAUAUCUUGAAUACAUUUGAUCACAGACAUGGUGCCGAUGAGAGUCCAGCAAAAUUAAUUUAAGCUACGCUGUCUCAUAAAGUUCAAAGUCUUUAAAUAUUAAAUCAUGUUCUUUUGUUAACUUAUUCCAUUAAUAAGACACUUCAGUCCUGUCUGAAUAAACCAUCAGUGGUGUCUGAUGCCCAUUGGGACAUGUAGGGCAAAAGGCAGAGUGGCCAUCAUUGGCAAGAGGGGCCAAAGCCAAUGGCAGAUGGAGCCAACUUAAUCUACAUUUGUCCCCAUCCUCUUCUCUGCUGAGUUCUACAACUGUAACUGAGACUAAGAAGGGUGAAGCUGACAGCCAGGACCAUCCCAUGGACUGGUUAUAAGUAUAAAGAGCAAGCGGGGGACUGGGGGCUGGCUAAGGGCAGAUGAAAAAUUGCCACCAUAAUAGACCAGCCUCCUCCAUCAUGCUGCUGCAACCUUUGUAUCUCUCACUUAGGUUGUGACAUGACAUUAUUAUUACUAUUAGAAUCAUAGAGUUGGAAGAGACCACAAGGGCCAUUGAGUCCAACCCCCUGCCAAGCAGGAAACACCAUCAGAGCACUCCUGACAUAUGGUUGUCAAGCCUCUGCUUAAAGACCUCCAAAGAAGGAGACUCCACCACACUCCUUGGCAGCAAAUUCCACUGUCAAACAGCUCUUACUGUCAGGAAGUUCUUCCUAAUGUUUAGGUGGAAUCUUCUUUCUUGUAGUUUGGAUCCAUUGCUCCAUGUCUGCUUCUCUGGAGCAGCAGAAAACAACCUUUCUCCCUCCUCUAUGUGACAUCCUUUUAUAUAUUUGAACAUGGCUAUCAUAUCACCCCUUAACCUCCUCUUCUCCAGGCUAAACAUGCCCAGCUCCCUUAGCUGUUCCUCAUAAGGCAUCGUUUCCAGGCCUUUGACCAUUUUGGUUGCCCUCCUCUGGACACGUUCCAGUUUGUCAGUGUCCUUCUUGAACUGUGGUGCCCAGAACUGGACACAGUACUCCAGGUGAGGUCUGACCAGAGCAGAAUACAGUGGCACUAUUACUUCCCUUGAUCUAGAUGCUAUACUCCUAUUGAUGCAGCCCAGAAUUGCAUUGGCUUUUUAGCUCCCGCGUCACACUGUUGGCUCAUGUCAAGUUUGUGGUCAACCAAGACUCCUAGAUCCUUUUCACAUGUACUGCUCUCAAGCCAGGUGUCACCCAUCUUGUAUUUGUGCCUCUCAUUUUUUUGCCCAAGUGCAAUACUUUACAUUUCUCCCUGUUAAAAUUCAUCUUGUUUGUUUUGGCCCAGUUCUCUAAUCUGUCAAGGUCGUUUUGAAGUGUGAUCCUGUCCUCUGGGGUGUUAGCCACCCCUCCCAGUUUGGUGUCAUCUGCAAAUUUGAUCAGGAUGCCCUUGAGUCCAUCAUCCAAGUCGUUGAUAAAGAUGUUGAAUAAGACCGGGCCCAAGACAGAACCCUGUGGCACCCCACUAGUCACUCUUCUCCAGGAUGAAGAGGAACCAUUGAUGAGCACCCUUUGGGUUCGGUCAGUCAGCCAGUUACAAAUCCACUGAAUGGUAGCAUAGUCAAGACCGCAUUUUACCAGCUUCUUUACAAGAAUAUCAUGGGGCACCUUGUCAAAUGCCUUGCUGAAAUCAAGGUAGGCUACAUCCACUGCGUUCCCUUCAUCUACCAGGCUUGCAAUUCUGUCAAAAACGAGAUCAGGUUAGUCUGACAUGACUUAUUUUUCAGAAAUCCAUGCUGACUAUUGGUGAUCACAGCAUUCCUUUCUAGGUGCUCACAGACUGUUUGCUUAAUGAUCUGCUCCAGAAUCUUCCCUGGUAUUGAUGUCAGACUGACUGGGCGGUAAUUAUUUGGGUCCUCUCUUUCCCCUUUUUGAAAAUAGGGACAACAUUUGCCCUCCUCCAGUCUGCCGGGACUUCGCCUGUUCUCCAGGAAUUCUCAAAGAUGACUGCCAGUGCUUCUGAGAUCACAUCUGCCAGUUCUUUUAAUACUCUUGGAUGCAGUUCAUCUGGCCCUGGAGACUUGAAUACAUCUAAACUAGCCAAGUAUUCUUGUACUAUCUCCUUAGUUAUUCUGGGCUGUGUUUCCUCUGCUGAAUCAUUUGCUCCAAAUUCUUCAGGUCGGGCAUUGUUUUCUUUAUCGGAGAAGACUGAGGCAAAGAAGGCAUUGAGGAGUUCAGCCCUUUCUGUGUCCCCUGUUUGCAUUUCACCAUCUUAUGUGCCACAUUGAAGAAAAGGGUCUUCAGCUCUGGCACUUUCCAAAUUCAUAUUUGUUCAACAUCCUUGGGUUGACCCAGAUUUGUGUUGUACCUGCCUGAAUGGAUCCAUGUCAGCUGGAGAGUAAACAGUGCUAAACCUACAGGUGUAUUGGGAAGCUGUCGCGUAUAACCCGUUUCUCCUUUUCCCCAUAUUUGAUGGGCUAUCACAUAGGUGAUGGACCCAAUUUGUUUAAUAAUAAUAAUAAUAAUAAAUUUUAUUUAUAUCCCGCCCUCCCCAGCCAAAGCCAGGCUCAGGCGUGACUGUAGAUAGGCCAAAUAAUCAUUCAAUCCAAAUAAUCCAACAUUCUAAGCCAAUUUCAUUAUAAAAUUGAGUAAAAUCAAAUUAAUGGCAACCGUUAAGCACAAGUUCUGUGCAGGUUGCAGUGCGAGUCAGGCUGGGCCUGACCAAGGCCUGGUGGGACAGCUCUGUCUUGCAGGCCCUGCGGUAGAUGUCAGGUCCCGCCAGAGUUAUCUCUUGUGAUGAGCGUUCCACCAGAUUGGAGCCGCGGCAGCCCUGGCUUUUAGUUGAGCCAGCCUAGCCUCGCUGAGGAGCCUGGGACCUUCAGGAUAUUUUGUUGCAGACCGUAGGUUUCCUCUGUGGGGCAUGCCAGGAGAGGCGGUCCCGGCAGGUACUUGGGUCCUAGACGUAUAGAACCCCAAAAGGUUAAGGCCAGCACCUUAAACCUGAUCUGCUACUCCACGGGAGCCAGUGCAGCAUGGUAUAGUUACCGGUUAGAUGUGAUCUGCAGCGAGACCCCAUAAGGAGUCUGCAGCAUGCUAGCCGCUGGAGUUUCUAGGUCAGUCUCAAGGGCAUUGCAGUAGAGCGGUUACAACAGUCCAGUCUGGCGGUGACCGUGGCGUGGAUCACGGGUGGCUGGGUGGAGGCGAGAGAGAGAUAAGAAGGGGCCAACUGUAGCAGCGGAGAUGAAAAAUGCCGCCUUUGUUAUAGCUGCCAGUCUGCGCUACAUGAGGUAUCGAAGAUACACCGCCUUAACGGACGGUGCUGGCACUAACUGCACCCCGCAAAGAGGAUGAGGUGCCCCCAGUCCCAUAUCGUCCCGAUCCAGCCAGAGGACCUCUGUCUUGAAGGGUUUACUUCAGCCGGCUUCCGUCGUAACGAUCCAGCCUGGCUUCCAAGCUAUCUGGUCAGUGUCUGGGGCGGUCAGGCUGGCCAUCCGUCAGCAGAUAGAGUUGGGUGUCAUCGACAUGCCGAUGCCUAGGACCAAACCAACGGCUUCAGAUUUCAAAAGAAGGGUUUCCUCUAAGCAAUAAGAACUUAUUGAUGGCACAUGCUGUUUGACAAUCCAACAAACAUGCAUCAGAGGUUUUUAAGUGGAGGCACUUAUCAGGAAUACUGUAUAGUGGAUCUCCUGAAUCUGCAAAAGUUGGACCUUUGAGAUACCUCUAAACACUGUGAUUCCAUACGUGCUCUGUUUGUCCAUCUUAGCACCUCAUUGCUAAGUAGCAAGCAAAAUAUAACACAUUUUAACUAGUACAUUUUAUAUGUAUUUUGUUUGUUUCUCUCUCAUUGUUACUGUACAAGAAUGGAAUUUCCACUGCAGAAGUACUAAAAUGCCUUAAUUCCUUUAACUCUUUCUUAAGUGAAUUAUCAGUUAUACAGGAUUCCAAAUUCUAUUCUCUUUUUAUUUCUUCAAAUAUCAUUCAGUAUUCUCAGUUAAUAUACCUAUGAAUAAUUUAGGAAUGAAUCCAUUUUAUAGCGUUUGUGGCAAAAUUCUGUUCUCCGAUCAGCAUCUUGGAGGAUUUAAUCACAUACCCUAAAUGGUACUGUCAGGGGUUCAGGGAGAGAGGCACAGGGUAGGCAGGAGAUGGAGAGCGAUGGGGAAGAAUUACAAGCCAGCGAGGAAGAGGAUGACAAUGACUCAAGAGAUUCCAUGAGUCUUUCCAGCGAAUCAGAGGAUUCCCAGAAGGGGCGCCGGUGGUCAAGGCCAGGAGCCCCAGGGGGGACGUGUCAGGAGCAGGGGGCCAGCGGAGGAUCCCAAAGUGGCAGCUGGGCGUCAGGACCAGCCUCCCCACCAGAGUGCAGCGAAGGGGGUGGAGUUUCCAGUGUGUCAGAGGAAGCAGCUCCGGCAGCAGAGAAAGGAGGGAGGUCAGAGCAAGCCGCCCUCCCAGAAGGGGAGGGGAGCAGUGAAGGGAGUAGUGUAACUGUCAAAAGGAAAGUUAGAGGUUUGGCGCGCGCGCCUAGUUCAAAUGUAGAGGCGCGCGGAAGUGCAGGGAGCCCGGAGGAGGGGCCAGGUCCCAAAGCCCGCAGGUGGUUUGAAGUGCAGUCUGAUUCCGCGUCAGAGGAAUCCAGGAGGGGCGAAACCCCAGUGGGCAGAAGGACCCUGCGGAAAAGGAAGGAGAGAAAGAGGUGGAGCAGCGCAAGUCUCUUAAAUUGGUGCAGGGAGGAACUGACUCAGAGGGGACUUCGGCGGUCUAGCGUAAGAGACGUAAGGCUGCGCGCCUAGGAUGUCAAGCAAACCAUGAACUGCAAUAAACACUUUUGUAUAUAAGAAGACAUAGGCGUUGGUCUUUUGUGAGCUAAGACUUGAGGCAGCCUUGACAGGUACACUUUUUGUUUAGCAACUAGUGUAAUUCUAACCAAGAGAAAAUGUGCUCCCACAUGCAUUCUUGCUGCUGUGUCCUGUACCAAAGUGAAGUUUCCGAAGCCCCUCUUAAGAAAGCUGCAUGUAGAUCAGCUAAAAUCAUUUUUUUUUGGAAAGGAUGUUUUUCAGAUCCUGAAAUCUUUGAUGCAGUGUGCAUUUUGUGUGUGUCCACAAACAGUGAUGCAGUUUGGCAAAGGGAAGUCUUGCUGCUACCGGUUUCUGACCAAAGGACAGCAGUGGAUCUGGUUGCAAACACACUAUUAUAUCACCUAUCACCAGUGGAACUCCAAACCAGAAUUCAUCGUAUGCACCCACACGGUAGUAAGGUAUGGAGAAAUUGAGUGACGUUGCUGUUGUGCCGAUCAAUAGAGUCUUCAUUGCAGGACAAGAGCAAACAAAAGCUUGGUUAAGAGACGCACAUAGGACAACCACUGUUCCUUAUUUUCCUGUCACAUUGAAAAGGAACGUCCAAUAUGUUAUGAGCCCGGGGGAAUUUCUUACUGAGCUUAGUGCAAGAAUAAAUUCAUUCUUUCUACCGUGCUAGCUUUAAAUGCCACAUACGAAGACAUUUGUGAGGGGACUGCAUAUAUAACACAACCUUGCUACAGCAAAGGCGGUGUGAAGCUGACCAGUGUGUUGAUUGGCCAACUCUGUAGCAUGCCACCCUCGUCUUUUUCUUAGUCUGCAAAGAUGAACAUUGCCAGUGCCGCCUCGCGAGAUAAUGUCGCACAAAUGUCUUGUUCCACAGAGAAAUCUGCAUACAGUUGCAUUACAAGCAGCCACCACAACAUUUCUUGCAUGUGCUAAUGUAGUCUUUGAGGAAAUUUAUAAUUCAACAGGGCCCUAGUUUGGUUCUGUGGUAGUUAAUCUAACUUUUAAGGGCAGUCUUAGAGAUUUUGAGCAUGCGGGUGCAAUGGAAUAAAACUACUCAUGGGUCACAGGGAGUACAGUGGUACCUUGGUAGUUGAACGACUUGGCUCCGAAACAAAUCUGCUCCCCAAAACAUGGGUGUUCAGUUUGCGAACGUUUUUCGGAAGCCAAACAUCCAACGCGGCUUCCACGGCUUCUGAUUGAGUAUAGGAAGCUCCUGCAGCCAAUCAGAAGCCGCGUUUUGGUUUUCGAACAAUUUCGGGAGUCGAACGGAUUUCCAGAACGUAUUAAAUUCGAGAACCAAGGUACCACUGUAGUUAGACUAAGGCCUUCUUGCUGAGGUACUUGCUUCAUUGAUGAACACUCUUAUUUGGAAAUAAGGCAUAUGCUUUACGAUACAAUCAAUUGUUAUCCAGCCAAAUUGUCCCUUUCAUGCAAGGACUUCUGCUUGAAAAUUGGAUUUUCUCCCCCCCCCCCCCCGUGUACCCUCCAAAUCUAUUCCAAGGAUGGACGCGGGAAAUGGAGACAGAGGGGAAGCUCAGUUGUGCAAGCAGAAGAAUUUGUAUAGACAAGAUGACUUUGUUGGAAAGAGCCCAAUAUUUUGUUACAAACAUUAAUUCUGUAUUGGCAUGCUAAUUGGACUCUAGAGAAAUACUCUGAUUAGAAUCAUAUACCUGCUAAUGUGGGAGGUAGAACAAUUUCAUGCAUAAGCCUUUCUGCAAUUGCUAACCUGUACUUGGGGUGUGGUAGGGACAAGGCUAAUCAUGAGUACAUGUACCAAAAUUGUAUACAAGGUUGCAAAUACGUGUUUACACGUGAACUUUUUCCAAGUAUGUAUGAAGCGCAUCAUGUGUAAAGCCAUGGAACCUAGCCUCAAGUAAUUGUAUAAUUACAGAUAAUGUUUUCUUUUUGUUUUGAAAACCGGGUAAAAGUGGGCAGAAGCUAAACAUAAAAUGUAAUUCAUUACAUUAUUAUACACAUUUGGAUUAUAUGACCUGUGGAUUUUAACUGCACAUAAUUUCUGGAGUUAAUCAUGUAAUAAACUGCCAGUUGCAUUUAAUAGUGCUUUCAGAAUAGUGGAAUGGAAGGUAGAUCUCCACAGAAAAUAAUAAUGUUCAGUUAUGCAGAUGUUCGAGUGGAAAGGCGACGGAAUAUGAUUUUGGAAAAUGCACCUUCAGAGAUAAUCUCUUCAGUACUAAAGGUAUGCUAAAAUGGCUGUUUUAAGAGGUUUUUCUUUGUUUUCUAUUUUAUGCAGCUCAUAUGUCGGUAACCUUGCAUAUCAUUAUUUAACUGGUAUAAGUCUCUAUGUGAACUUAACUUAAUGGAGUAAGACAUGGCUGGGAAUACAUUCCCAUUCUAUUUUCCAGAAUACUGUUGCAGAAAUGAGGGAAUGGUAGCUUGCAAAAUAAGAGAUAUCCAUUAUGACCUUUGGGACAAUCAUGUGCCUCUGAAAGGGAAUAACUUUUUAAAUGUAAAGGGUAAGACACAUAGGGUGACUUUAGCUACUGUGUUCAGAUGGUAAUAAUGUGUAUUAAUUUGACCACUAAUCUUGUCCCAUAUAGAUGGACCUGGGGUUUUCUUUAUGUCUUCCAUUGCUUGUUCCUCACCAUGGUCACUGCCUGCUAGGUUCACUGUCCCGUAGUUUAUAAUCUCAGAUAAGCCUACUUUCCACCUGAUUUAUGUUGAGGGUGUUCUUGAUUGGUUGCGUGUGGUGUUCUUAUGCAAUUUUUUUUCAAUCCCUGUGUCAAUACAAAGUCUACUGCAGUUGUGCAAAUGUAUACCUCUUUCGAUUUUUGAAGGACCAGUCACGGGAGGUGAAAGACAAGCAAACCCCCUGCCCACAUAAUCUCAUGGUUGAGUAUAAAAUUGAAAGAAUAUGUGAAUUUGAAACUAGAGCAUAUAGGAAGAAGCAGGCAAUGAAAGGCAGAUGCAUUAUAAGUCAAGAAUUAAGAAUCAUUUCUUUUGAAGUUCUCUGGGGAUUGGCCUGGGCUCAUUCCUGAGUACAUAGCUUCCUUCCUAUUAAAGCAGAUUAUACAGUAGCUGCAUCUAAGGACUGAGUUCUUGUGAUUUUCACUGCUUAAUAAAGUUAAUAACUGAGUCUUUUAUGAGUAUCUUACAGAAAACUACUUGAAGCUUCUGUUGCUCAGAAACGUGGAUACAAAAGGCCAGGCUAGAUGUGACGUUAAACGCUGUAUUGCAUACUGAAGACUGUAAAAAAUGGGUGCACUUUAACCAUGUGACACAUGGAGUUAAAACUGCAAUUCUAGACACACAUUAUUAUUGUUAUUGUUGUUAUUGUUAUUAUUACUGUUGUUAUUAUUAUUAAUUCAAUUUAUGAAUCACUUCAUGUGAAACAAUCUCAAAUCAAUUAACAAUGAAGACAUAAAAUCCUAAAAGAUACACUAAAAACAGUUUCAAAUCCAGUACUUGGAUAAGCAGCUCCACACAAAAGGCUUCUGGGGAAAGGAAGGUCUUCAGUAGGCUCUGAAAAGACAAUAGACAAGACACGUGGGUGAUAUGUAACAGCAGGGAGUUCCAAAGGCCAGGUGCUGCCACAUUAAAGGCAUGAUUCAGACAUUGUGCGGAACAGACCACCUGCUGAAAUUGCAUCUAUGCAAUGCUGUCCUACACAGGUUGAGGCCAUCUUUUAUGUAUCCUUGUUCCGAGCUGCAUAGGGCAUUGUACACCAGUAACAGCACCUUCAAUUUAGCCUGGUAGCUAGUUGGCAGCCAGUGCAAUUCUUUCAGAAGCAGAGAAACAUGGUGGCAGUAUUCUGUCCCAAUGAACGGUUGAGCUCACUGGGAAUUUCUAGGGAGUUGCUUACUUCUGAGUAAGUGUGUAUAUAGGGUUGUGCUGCGCAUAGCUGAUACCGAAAAAAGACCUCUCCCUCAAUAAACCCAAAUGAUUUAUAACCAAACUCAUUUGUAAGUUCGAAACUUUCAAAAACGUUUAGGAUGUUUGCUUUGUUUUUUAAGGACAGUGGAUCAGAACUGGAUCCUCAACAGCACUUUAAUGCUCUUGAAUUAGGCACGUCAAUCCUCGACACCAGUCGGACUCUUUCUGUAUCCUCUCAGGGCUCACACAAGUCUUUGCCUACAUCCUUGCCUGACACAGCAUGUAAGUUGUUAUUAUUUAUUAAAUUUGUAUACCGCCCUUCAGAUGUGGUCUCUAUGCAGAUGCUACUUUGAAACUGAGAAUUUUAUAUUGUUAUACUGCCAGUAUAAGCCAGAAUGGUAUGGAAAGUGUAACGCAGGCCUGCACACAUGGAGCAUGACCAACAGAAAGGAUAAUUCUAACACAACAGGGCAUUGUCUUAUUUGAAACAUUUACUACCUGCUAGUUAUUGGAGUGCAAUUUCAGAGCGGGUUACAACAUCAACUCCCUUCUGCUCCAGCCAGAGCUGUAGUCCAGAACUAGAGGAUGCAGGUUGACAAAAGCUGGUACAUUUGUUCUAUAGUCAACUUCCUUUAUUGCCAUUCUAGUGAUCCAGUCUUUUUGUAGUCAUUAAUAGAAACUUUUAACAACUCUGUUCUAAAUGGUAAUUUAGUAAAUAAAUGUUAUUUUAUAGCUGCAAGAACAAAGCUCAUCCCAGAGUCUCCCUCCCUGCAAAGAAGUCCCACUAUGCAGGAGGACUUGCAGAGAUCUAGCCAACCUGCCGCUGCUCAGGUAAGGUGGAAAAAAAGAGAGUUCCAGAAACAUUAAAAGAAGUUCCAUGAAAUAGAUUGGGACACAGGUGUGUACCAAACUGACGGAGGACAGGAGCUUUAAAUGGGUUUUAAGUUAGCGAGAGUAAAACCAUUUUUUUGUUUUCACUUAAUUGAAUUGGGAGGCAUAGCAAACUAAAACUUUUCCAUUCAUACUGGCAUGACAUGACCCUCUUGAGCAUGCUCAGGAGUGUCUAGAUGAAUCAAGGGCUUUUCUUUUCUAUGUCUAGGAAGUCCUCUCUGCCACUGGUUCCCCUGAAGUUAGAGACAAUAAAAAAUAAAUGGCAAGACACUUGUAUGGAGGGGAAGGUACACACACACACACACACACACACACACACACACACUCUAAUGCAUUCACACACACAUUGGGGUUAUCAGGAUCAGAGAUAGGUGCUCUAACUCUUCUGCCCAGACUCCUUUUUCUAGCUAUCAAGGAAUAUUGGCUGAAGCCACCUUCUUUCACACUCUUGUAUUAUUUUGACCACAAGUGGUCUGCACUUGUGGUCAAAGAGAUAUUAGUGCUGUAACACCAGUAAUCAGUAUGUGCUUAUCUUGCGAAUGAUGGGAAUUGUUAAGAGAAUAUAUUAAUUAUAUUUAAUCCUCUAGGUACCCCCAUGUGUGGUUAAAAGGAAAAGAAGAAUGGCUGGUGCCUGUUUUUAAAAACAUGGGGCUAGCACAUAGAGAGCCCCAGUAGUAGAGUAUUAAACCCCAUCAUUAUGCAUAUUAAUGAAGCAUAGGAAUAGCUUAUUAAACCUUCUUUAACUCGAUUCAGCUGCAUGAAGCAGCUGAUCCCCAUUUUGCCACUUUUUCAGUGAAACCCUACAGACUGCAAAGUAAGUUAAAAAUGCUUUACUUACAGCUUCUAGGUCUCGGACAUGCAUCGUUCCUUAUGCAAGAGCAGUAGUAUAAUGCAGGUAACAAUAUUCUUAGAAAUACAGCAAAGCAUCCUCGUGGAACAAAAGUUACUGUACUUACUAGAAAAGUAACAUUGCUCUUGGUUGCCUUGUUUCAGCUCUCAUCCCAGUUUAACAUGUUCCAAACUAUCAAAGACCAGCUUGAGCAGAGGACUCGAAUACUGCAAGCCAAUAUUCAGUGGCAGCAGGAAGAGCUGCAGAAAAUCCAGGAACAGCUGUGCAUCGUGCAGGAUUCCAACAUACAGGUUAGCGGGAGAACAUAUUUUUCAGACAAAUUACUCUUGAUUCAGUGAGUAGCAGAAUUCUUGAGCAGAACUAUAUUUCCACGCUCAAAUCAUCUUGAUGCACCAUAGGCCACCACACAGAGGAGGGUUUUCUGCAUCCAGCAGUCCAGCUUACACAGCUGCUUCUUCAAGGGGCAUUUUGCUUACUUCCGAUUUCGGAACCUGGCUCAGGAAAACAACACUUUCUGCCAGCUAUUCUUCCUGCAGUUCCCCACUUCCCUAGUUUACAUAGGAAUACAUAGUGUUGGAAGCCCUCUAUUCCCAAUGACAGAAUAAAAGGAUUGGCGUUGAAAGACUUAAGAGAAAAGUGUAGGUGCGUGGUCUGAGUUUCAAUCUGUGGCAUUUUCACUUAGGAAAUAGCAAAGCUGCCAAAGACUUAUCCCUGAGACCUGAGAGAACUGUUGCCAGUCGGAGCAGGAAAUACUGGGAUAGAUGAACCUAUGAUCUGAUUCCAUAUAAGGCAGCUUCCCAGAUUCAUUUGGUCAGGAGCCCCUUUGGUUACACUCUUGUUUCUGAUACAUAGCAGAGAAUGGACUGACCUAAUGCUUCCAGUUAGUCUAACAACAAUAUUUCAGUAUAUUUAAGGCAGAGAGGACUAAAUAAGUGUCAAAAUAUGCUGAUCCAUACUGCAGGGGGACAGAAACUUCAAGAGUGAAAGAAAUGAAAGGAUUGGAUAGAGCAGGCAUGUCCAACAGGUAGAUCGUGAAGUUGGCCACCCCUGGGAUAGACAUGGUCAUUAUUCCUUAAUAGUACCUUGUAGAGAGAGAAAUAUAGAAUGAAACACAAGAGCUCAAUUUUAACCCGUGCUACAGCACUGUAGCUGUAGCUACAGACGCGGGUGAAUACCACAGAGCCUAGGGCUUGCUGAUCGGAAGCUCAGUGGUUCGAAUCCCCGCGACGGGGUGAGCUCCCAUUGUUCAGUCCCAGCUCCUUCCAAUCUAGCAGUUCGAAAGCACAUCAAAGUGCAAGUAGAUAAAAAGGUACUGCUCCGGCAGGAAGGUAAACGGCGUUUCCGUGUGCUGCUCUGGUUUCACCAGAAGUGGCUUAGUCAUGCUGGCCAGAUGACCCGGAAAAACUGUCUGCGGACAAACGUCGGCUCCCUCGGCCAGUAAAGCGAGAUGAGCACCGCAAUCCCAGACCAGAGUCGUUCGCGACUGGACUUAACUGUCAGGGGUCCUUUACCUUUAUCUUUUUACAGCACUGUUAGGGAUAUCUUCUUCUUCGACGAUCGCUCGUAGCUGGGUAAGAUUGUCUUCCAUAAACAUGGUUUUAACAAUGAGUCCGUUGGUCAUGGGGCUACAUGGAAUGUAUGCAAUUUAUUAAUGCAAUUUGAAGAGACUUGCUGGGACCACAAAAAGAGAAUUAAGGAGCUAUAUUUGGCAUGUAGCAGAAAAGCAGCCCGCCAAUAUUAUUGAAAGGAAAUAAUAUGGGUAGAACCAAGCCUUACAGGGAAAAUGUCACCUUCAGCAGUUUGUUAGAAAUGGUAUCUUUGAAAUAAAUGUCUCAUAGCUAUAAAUUUAGCGUGGCAUCCUUGCAUCCUUAUUUUUACAUUGUAAAAAUAAUUGCUGUUGAUAAGAGCUUCCUGGUUCGAUCAACGCAGAUGGUUAAAAUGUCUGGUUUCCAUAGAACAGCUUUCUUUCGUUGUCUCCCUAAUAUGAUGCUGUCUGUUUCUAGAUGAAAGAGGUGUUGUGAUUUCAUGUCUUUUGCUUCUUUCAUGAGAAUACUAAUGAGACUGCCAAUUAGAAGAGAUUAGUAAUACUCUUCUCAUGUCUUGACACCCUGAAAAAGUAGUCGUGAGAUUCUGCAGUGGUGUUAUCUACUUAGACUUGUUUACGAUGUUGAAGGGGGUGGGGGGAGGAAUCCUUUCUAUUCAGUGGCAUUUUAGUUCUUCUUUAGUGGUCCAGUCAUGACAGGAUGGUAAGAAUCUUGGGCAAAGCCAUUGUGAAUGAAAUACUUUGUGUUGGCACUUUAGUGUUGUCCUUUUCUGAGGAGAAAGGCUUUGACACUAACACUCUUGAGGUGCCUGACUGUCAGUAUUUUGCACGAGAGGUUCCAAGUGCAUUUAGUCUUGCACAAUAGAAGUGGGUUAGUGCAACAAGUGCACUUAAAGAAAACAACGGACUGUUUGCUGUUAGGAGAGUGACAGGGAAAUGCAUUGAAAAGUGUGGAGUGAAUGAAUGAGAAUAAUGGGAAGGUUUAUAAACACCCCACAAGCAAAUCACGAUGAAAGCUCAUUAUCAUAUGAUUGGUUGGAGGCAAUCUGUCACAGUACAGAAAUUAAACAGCAUGACUCCUAUUACAGUGGAACCUUGGUUUUCGAACGUAAUCUGUUCGGGAACACCGUUCAGCUUCCGAAAUGUCCGAAAACUGAAUGCGGCAGCCUCAAUACAACAGGGAAACUCAAAACGGAAGCUGCAUGGCACAUUCAGCUUCCAAAAAUUGUUCGAAAACCAAAGCAGUUACUUCUGGGUUUUCGGAGUUCGAAAGCUGAAACGUUCGAUUUCUGAGAUACUCGAAAACUGAGGUUCCGCUGUAUUUGUUUGUACUAUGUUCGUAGCUCAUGGGAUCAUGUAUAUGUGCUGAGGCAACAAUAUCACACUUAGUUUUAGGAUCUUUGCACACACAUGUUCUCACUCUCUUGUGCUCCAUUUCAAUGGCUUCUCAUCUUCUGUAUUUCUGUUUGUUUUUCAACAUUUUUGUGUUGCUAGAUAGCUAGAAUUCCUUAAGUUGAAGCCUCAUGCUUUAUAUUUUUCUUGUUCUAUUGCCUUCUGGACGGAGGCACAAUCCACCCUGUUUUCAUAGCCAGCAAUAGGAAGUUGUCUUUUCAGAAAAAAAGUAUAGGGAUAUGAUUGUUGGAGGCUGUCUUCUUCUUCUUCUUCUUCUUCUUUGGUGAUCACUUGUAGCCGAGUAAAAUUGUCUUCCAUAAACAACAAGCUACUUAUUGGACAGGAACACAUUUGCUAAAAUUCCAGGGAAGCUUUUUCUAUCUUGGGGUGAGAUGGGGAUAAUGUAAGCAGAAAAGUGUGUGUGCUUAACCUCCUUUCCUGAUAACUACUUUUUCCCCCUGUGGGGUUGCACACACAUUUUUCCAUCUGGAAUCCCAUGGAGAGGGAAGUAGAAGAAAACAAUUUGAAGCAGAAAAACUGGGGACAGGGAAGAGUUUACCACCAGCAGCCAUCACUUCUCUGCUCUUAUUUGCUCCCUCCGAAAGCUCAUUUCCCAUAAACCAAACCUUCGUCGCCAGUGUUAAGUUGUGGGCAAACAUGUCAGACGACACAGUGAUUCUUUAAACAGCUCUUCUUUAUUCAGAUGCCAGAACAGAACUAGGCUGAGGAGCUCAGUCAGCCUGCUUAUAUAGAGCUCCAGAACAAUGCAACUGUUGCCAUUUUCUAAAACUAUCCAAUCACUGAACGUCACUUUUCGAUCCUUCAUUUGCAUAACUAUCUACAGUAUCCCCCUGCUGGCCCAGGGUGAGAACUUCAGUACAUAACACAAGUGUUAGUUGCGAUUUAGUAACAUGUGCUCGCUUGUAACAUCUAGUUUGACCUUCAAAUAUUUGCAAGAAUUAGACAUGUAUGUCAGAGGUUUCUGAGUGAAUAGGAUGACGAAUGUAUUCUGUUCCUGAAUAGUGGAUUUGGUUUUCUAAACAGUGUCAGUCCUUCCACAGCUGGUUUAAGGUGCAUUGCACACGUAAUAUUUGAGCAAUUCUUAUCCAAUGCUUGAUUUGGAAAGAGGUGACAUGCGACAUUCCCUGUAGAAACUUCUCUGACAGCCCCAGAUGUGUGAAAGGUGCUUGUGCUUAUGCAGUUGUGUGGGAAAUGGACUCUCUGUGUACUCACAAGCAACUUCACACAGUCUUCUAGCAUUAAAAGCAUUUUCAGCAACUGAGGCCUGGAUCAAGUUGAGCUCCCUAACGAUACACAUUUAUAAGCGUUAAGAUAUGACAACUUGAAAUUGGAACUGUGAAUGUAUUUCUUCCAUUGAUUUGCUUAACAAGGAAAUCGAAAAAGGAACCACCUUUCUCUUCCAGAUGUUUUUACAGCAACCAACAGCAUCUCUGAAUUUCAGCGGCAUGCCGCAGCCAGAACCUCAGGGGAAGCCAGCGGUUGAGUCUCAGCAGCAAGUUGUGCCGAGGCCUUGUCCCCAAGAGCAGAUUGCGGCUCCUCAAGCAACAGACCAUCAAAUGUUAAGAGAAGAAAAUGUGUUAUCAAACCAGGUAAGCAGACCUGCAAUGGUCUUACAGCCAUCUUUUUGUGGAAAAAAUGUUCUCUUCUUUAAAAAUUACUUUAAGUCUUAGGUUCAUCUUCAAUCCUACCUCUUUUUAUUCUUCAUUUAGUUCUUCCAGCAUUUCUUGUACUGUGGUUCUUGUUUGCCUUUAGGUAUUACGGCAAUAUUGCUUGCCCUUUCGCUCUUUCCAGUAAGCUUUGUGUGAAUCUGUGUGUUUGUUCUAGCUAUCCAUAAUCACCAUUCUUGUAAAAAAAUAAAAAUCUUUAGAAAGGGUAAAUUACCAGACCUACGUUCAAUGAAUAUGAAUUUAUUUCCCUACUUAUUGGUCACUUUACAUAAUUACACCUUUAUGAGAGGAUGGAAUGAACUAAAUUUGGAUCUGGUAAUUUGGCAAAAAAAUAUUCACAACUUAAUUCUAUGUGUUUUUACAAUAUACCCAAAGCUUUUAGUUAUUGUUUCUGUGGGUGCUGUUAUUUUUAACUGUUCUAGGAUCAGAAAUCAGCAAGAGCCUCACAAGGAAUGCAGGAUAGCUGUCAAUCUUCCAGAAGCUUAACCUCACAGUUUAGCAAUGCCUCUGUGCUCCCACAGUCUUUGAGCAGAGCUCCACCUGAUGCCAUUCUACAGGAUAACAGCCACCAGCAGAGCACUCCAGAUUUCAGUAAUGAUCGACAACUGAGGUAAAAUAAUUGUAGUAACCUACUUUAAAAAAAAAAAAGUUGAAGAAUUAAAUACUAUUUUUUACAAUGGCACUAUUUAAAUUUGCGUGUUUAGUUUAUUACUAUAUAACAGGUAAAUACUGUACUUUGAACAUUAAGAAAAUACUCCAUUUUAUCAAGUUACAGCACUAGAUUAUUAGUAAGCUUGAAAGAAAAAUAGAGGAACGUGGUGCUAUUCUUGUUUAUUCAAUUUCAUACCCAUCCUUUACCACAAGGUUCCAGGGUUGGGUUCCAGAAAUGAAAAAUUCAGUAGUAAAAACAGUAUCAGAAUGGGGAUGGAGCAAACAGACUUGUGGGUUACAGGUAGGUAGCCAUGUUGGUCUGCCAUAGUCGAAACAAAACAAAAUAAAUAAAAUUAAAUUAAAAAAUUAAAAAAUUUCCUUCCAGUAGCACCUCAGAGACCAACUAAGUUAGUUAUUGGUAUGAGCUUUCGUCUGCACGCACACUUCUUCAGAUACAGACUUGUGGGUUGUUGUUGUUUUCUCUAAAUGAUGUUAGUACUAUGUAUUUGCCUUAAAAAGAGAAAGAAAAGAUACUUUUUACUUCUUUGCUCUGUUUUGAAAAAGUUUUAAAACUGGUGACUGGAAAGAAAAUACAAGGAACAAUAAGUAGCUUGAAAUAGAAAACAUGUCCCUGUAGGAAACAUAAUGUGAGGGGGGGGAGAGGACCUUACAUCUCCACACAAAGUUAGCUGCCGUUUCAAACUACCUGGAGCAGAAGAAAGCAUGUAAAGCCUACUUUAUGUUCUGGAUUGGCAAACUGAAUGGAAGCACUAAUAGCCAACUUAAAAAUCUAAUAGCCCAAUGCUCACUAGAUUUCAUCAGAAUGCAGGACUGUCAUAGAAGAUGGCUGUUACUUGAGGCAGGAACAUCCACCGCAUCACAGGUUGAGAGCAUGAAAAUGUUACAGUCAAGCACUGUGGCAGAUAAUCUGCCACAGGGAAUUUCAGCGAUCUUUGUUUGCCAACCACAGUAUGCAGAUCCACUCCUAAGAAGAAUGAAACUCCUUGUACAGUCAUACCUCGGGUUAAAUGUGCUUCAGGUUGAGUGUUUUCAGGUUACGCUCUGCGGCAACCCGGAAGUAACGGAGUGCGUUACAUCUGGGUUUCGCCGCUCACGCAUGCGCAGACGGUCAAAAUGCCGUCACGCACAUGUGCAGAAGCGGCGAAUCGCAACCCGCAGACGCAGGUUGCGUUUGUUUCAGGAUGCGAAUGGGGCUCUGGAACGGAUCCCGUUCGCAUCUAGAGGUACCACUGUAUAAGAAUGGCCACAUUUGAUCAUAAAUCCUGAGCUACCCUUUUUUUACUACAACUAAUUACACUCUAUCCCUGAGCCCACUGCAGAUUUAACUCUAUUGGCUUCUGAGCAUGCAACUACCUCACACGGAAAAAAACCUUCCGACCCUUUCAGUAUCUGCAGGUUAGUGUCAUUCUUCACUGACAUUAUUUAAUUUCCUGUUUCCUAGACUGUUACUCAGUCAGCCUAUUCAGCCAAUGAUGCCUGGUUCCUGCCAUGCGAGGCAGACAACAGAUGUUGAUGUGACUGGACACGAAGCUAAGUAUGUAGCAUGUUACUGGGGGCAGGGGUAGGAAGGAAAAGUUUGAAACUAUACUGAGAAAUGCCACUUAGAUGGAGGUGGUAGAACGGCAACUCAUCCAGAGGUAGUACUUGGGUUAAGCAGUCUAUGUCAGAGAUGGAAUUAAGGGUGGCUGCAUAUUUUGAAAAUCCAGAUGUUGUCCUGCCAUAUCUUAUCUGCCCCACUGCCAAGCUCCCGCAAUUGCACGGUUUUUCAGAUCCCAGUUGCCCCAGUACAUUGUUUCUCUCGUGCAUCAUGCAAUGCUAUUUUUCUAGAAAAAGAGGUGCCAGAACUCACCAUGAACAGCACCCUUGUUCUCUUAGAAUGGCAAUGGCGCCUACCAGAGAGGUGCCGGAACUCAGUUCCAGCGAGUUCUGGCUGGAAAAAUGCCCUGCCAUCAUGUACUGGGGUUCUGUCAUAUCAACUGGAGAAUGACAGGGACCAGGUUUGGUGAAAGUGUUGCAAUCAAGGAAAUCUGGAGCCUGCUACUUGGAACAUUAUCUUGCUGAUAUUGUAUCAGAAAUUUCUAAUAUACCUCCUAUGGCUGGUUCUUUGAUUUUAACCCAUAAACUCGCCAUUUCUAAAGAUGUGUCCACAUAUUCUCAGCCCUCUGGGCCGCCCCAAUAAAAAAGGUAAAGGGACCCCUGACCAUUAGGUCCAGUCGUGGCUGACUCUGGGGUUGCGGCGCUCAUCUUGCUUUAUUGGCCGAGGGAGCCGGCGUACAGCUUCCGGGUCAUGUGGCCAGCAUGACUAAGCCGCUUCUGGCGAACCAGAGCAGCGCACAGAAACACUGUUUACCUUCCCGCCGGAGUGGUGCCUAUUUAUCUACUUGCACUUUGACAUGCUUUCGAACUGCUAGGUGAGCAGGAGCAGGGACUGAGCAACGGGAGCUCACCCCGUCGCAGGGAUUCGAACCGCUGACCUUCUGAUCGGCGAGUCCUAGGCUCUGUGGUUUAACCCACAGCGCCACCCGAGUCCCAUGGCUACCCCAGUAGCAGCAACUAAAACAAAAAUGCUUAGUUGCCUCACCCCCUGAUCAGCUUUUUCCUUUUCCCCCACUGUCCCACCCCAGGUCAGUCUUCUCCACUUCCAGGAUGCCACUAGGUAUGCACAAUAUAUAUGCCCAGGAGUUAUGUGUAGUAAUGAAUGUGCCUGGCUUUUUCAAUGCAUCUCCCAACAAUCGGCAUAUCUGCAUAGUCCCUGAGUCAGCAGCAGCACCUGCUAUUUCUCCCAACCGUUGUCCAUAAUACAUUGCAGUAUGACAUCAGUGUUUUAGUCGCAAAUUCUUGGCUGCAAAACUUAGGACUGUUUCUUUGAAUAGAUACUUUCAAAGCCUACAAGCGUUCCAAAGUUUGGAAGAGCAAACCUCUGGAAGCAGUACAGCUAUUGUGCUGAUGGGACAAGCAGUGUUGCCCCCUGGGUUCUCUGCAGCACAGCCAUCUCAGCCUUCAGCUUUGCAACCUAUGCAUCAGCACCAGCACCAGCAGCAAGGCUACCUUCAGGUGGGCUGCAACAGAACUGACAGUACCUAAAUGGGUAAGCCGCCCUGAAAGUAUUUUUUUCAGCUGAAGGGGCGGCAUACAGGGUUUUUUGUUUUUAUUUUAUUUUUAAUUAAAUUGUGUAGUUAUUCAUAAAGUAAUAAAGACCCUCACCUUAUUUUAAGAAUGGCAGAAGAAAUAUGACAUGGUUGUUUAUAAACCCUUUUUUAUUAGGAAUGCUAAAAAAAUAAUAAUACAAGAACUCACAAUGAAAAUGCAGGAAGUAUAUAAACAACUAAAAUAUUUCUUCAGUUGUUAUCUAUAUCAGCUGUCCAACUGAUUUAUCAAUGUUCUCAAGCCACAGCUAGCACUUCUAGACGUACAUUUUUGGGGGUGUAUUGCAGUUCUAAUAUCAUUUGAUCGGAGUCCACAGUGUCAACCAUUUUGUUUUCUUUAUUUCUUUAAAUACCCUUUGUAAAUUAGUCCAUAGUUGUCUGUGUUGCAGUCUAAUGUUAAAUCUCAUAUUCCCAAAUAAAGUAACCAUAGGCAGGAAUAGGAAUACAGGAAGCUAGCUGCCUUUGGUUGGACUAUUGGUCCAUCUAGCUCAGUAUAUUCUGCGACUCUCCAAGAUUUCAGAUGGCAGGGAUCAUCUGCACACAAAGCAGGUGCUAGACCACUGAACUUUGACAAAUGGAGUCUCAUAACCAAUAAUCACUAUACAAAACUCUUAGUGACUCCCAACUCAGGCCCAGAAUACACUGGAGUGUCUUGGCAUAUUACCAAGGAUGUCUUAAAAUCCUACUUGAAUAUUCUAUCUGUUCUGUUUACAUAAUUCUAUGUGCCUUUUAUAAUUCUAUAUAAUUAUAUAUAAAAGUCUAUAUAAUUCUAUGUGCCUUUUAAAUAUGAUGGAGGAACUCAGACUCCCAGUCAAUAAUAGCCUCUGCUCUGGAUACAAUUCCGAGUUGACUGUGCUCCUGAUUUGGAAUAUCACUGAGGAAGUUAGGUUUCAGGAGAUUGUGGCUUCUGUGUAUUGGAAACAUCUGCUCACAUUUUAUGCACGUCAAUAUGUGAUCUGGAGCAGACACAUUUGAUUCUGCUGGAAACUUUGCAUUGGGACACAAGGUUCUAAAUCUAACUUCAGCACAAUGUGAGUGUCUGGUGUAUUUCCUUUUGUUUUAUGGAUCCUGCUAAUUUCCUUGUUCCUUUUGUUUUUUCCUUUUGCAACACAAAAGCUCCCUGAAUAAUUAUUGUAUUGUCAUUGACUGCUUUUGGCUUUAUAGCCAGUAACUUCCCUUUUGAAAAACAAACAGCCAUCAUUCCUCCCACUAAAAUGGUAAACAUGAAGUGUGGCAAUAAGGUAAAAUGUGUCCCAUAGGGGGAAAAGACGGGGUAUAAAUGAAUAAAUAAAUAAUUGCACAAGCCCAAAUAUACCAACUAUAGGAAUACAAAACAUACCCACAACAGAAGGUUGUUGACAGUAAGAGGCCAUUAGCCAAAGGCAGUUUAUAUAACAAAUUUGAAUACUACAGUCCUAAUUUUUUUACUAUGAAUUAAGUUAAGCCCCAUUGAACUUAGUGGAACAUAUUUCUGAAUAAACAUACCUAGGAUAGUGCUGCAAGUAUUUUCAUAUGUGCCCAUGACAAACAUGAUAGUAAUGAAACCAUUGAAAGAGAAAGUGGAAUUAAUGAGCAUUGCCAAUGGAGGACAGAAAAGGAAGCUCAAUUAUUGGACGAAAUGAGUAGGGAAAAUCCACUUGCAUUUUGUGAUUGACUAAAUUUCUGACAACUAGGGCUUAUCAAAAAGUUCUCGUUCAAAUAAAUCAAGGGCCACCAACCUUUUCAUACCAGUGGUUGUUGUUGUUUAGUCGUGUCCGACUCUUCGUGACCCCAUGGACCAGAGCACGCCAGGCACUCCUGUCUUCCACUGCCUCCCUGGCACACAAUGACUGCUAUGGGAGUGCAGUAUAACACAACAUGGCAGCCAUGAGGCAUGGCAUGGUGCAAAACUAGAGAGAGUACAGUCAUUGCUGUUUCCCAUCCUCCCUCCACAGACUACCUCUUAUUUGCUACAGGAAUUUUUAUUUGCCAUGUUCUCCUGGUCCUGAUUGCAGAGAUGACACAAUACUGAUGUUCCACAAACAUAAGAGUGCUGUUGCUCAUGACAACAGGGAACAUUCUGCAGUACCAGGGGGGAAAAUACACAAAGGGGCCAUCACAUUCACUCUUUCACACACACACACACACACACACACACACACACACACACCACUUGACCAUUGCCAUUUCCCAAGAAUUCUUUUUUUCCUAACAAUAUAAAAUCCAAAAAAUAUACAAGGGCCGCCAACCUUGCAAUCCUUGGCAUAAAUGGCGCAAAGCUUCAUUCAUUGACUUAGCUAAGCACAUUUUAAGUGUUCUGCAAACUAUUGAUCCUAGUCCAACAGCAACACUUCCAUAGCAAAGUUUUUCCACAUAAGCAGAGGGCACUUCUCAUUAGUGGCGCCCACCCUGUGGAAUGCCCUCCCAUCGGAUGUUAAGGAGAUAAGUAAUCAUGAAACAUUUAGGAAACAUCUGAAGGCAGCCCUAUAUAGGGAAGAUUUUUAAUGUAUAAUGUUUUACUGUGUUUUUAUAUAUCCUGCCCAGAGUGGCAGAUGGGUGGGGUACAAAUAAAUUAUUAUUGUUGUUAUUAUUAUUAAUUAACAGAACUACUGUUUUUGAUCUGCUAAACCAUUAUUUGACGGCAUCCACUUUUGUUUCGCAUAUAGGUAGAGUCUGCAGGCCCUUUGCACAGUGAGCAGGCAGAUUCUUUGCUCUUGCCUUCCUACCCUCGACAGGAAGAAAGCGUAGAGUACCAUCAUAUGCAGUCACAGCAACAGCAGCAAGAACCUGCUCCCAGGAGGACUGUCGGUUUGCCUGAAUCCUCAAACAUGCAACAACAUCUGCAGUAGAAUCUGCUGUAACAAUCAGUACACAUUUAGCUUUAUUGAAUGGUGGGUGACUGGGCAGGAGGGAAGUCCAGCAUUUGCAUAUGUGCUCAUUUCAGAGUUUUGUGAUGUAAAGAGAUUACCAAGCACAGACCUUGGUGGAUAGUGCAAUAGGAAAGGAACGGGAAUUAUUUUGCAGAUGUUUGCACUAUUUUGUGACUACAUUAUGUAUAUUAAUACUAAUACAUACCAUCAUGUGCAAACUGGUAUGUGUUGGUAGACGAUUCUUCUGACUAUUUUGACCAGAAAGUAUUCUGGCUAUUCCAAAAAAAAAAAGUGGAUACGAGUUACUUGGCCUUCACUAUUUUGAUCUUUUGAAUAUGAAAAGCACUGGUUCAGAGAAAAUCUAUUGAGAGAAUGAGAGAUUAUUUUUAUUAAUAUUAUUAUUAUUUUGCACAACUGCACAAAAGGCAUAACCUAGCACUUUCGGUGAAUAAAAGUUUGUUCUGGUGGCCAGAUAAGCACUUCCAGUGAGAGAACAUGUUGUCCUUUAUUUAAAUAAAAAGCACCCUGCAGUUUAUAGACCUUGGACUCAUAACCUGAAAGUAUUAACUUGUUACCUCUCCCUCUUGCUAUUUCUAAUGUUUCAAAGAAAUUACACUGGACAUUUUCCUAUUUACUUAGUGAACUACAAUUGUAAACAGUGAACCGAAGCACAAUCAUGCAGCUAUUAUUCCAAUGUACUAGUCAUGCUCUUUAAACACUUUGAAGAGAAUCUUUUCUACUAACUGAACAGCCCCCUCACAACUGUUCAUAGAACAAACACCUGAAGAAUAUGCACUGUGUUACAGCCCAUUAAGUGGAAAAAUGCUGCAACUAUAUUACAUAUCUUUCAUUACUUACAUUUAGGUUUGACUUUUCCUCCAAAGCGUUGCACUUUUGUAUGCUUUAUGUUGAUGUUUCUAAAAAAAAGAUUUUAUGUAAUUAUCCAAUAAGUAGCGUAUAAAAAAAGUUGUUGUAAACAAAACAAAACCCCAACCUUGACCUAUUUCUAUAUGAAAUAAAAUUAUAUGGGAUUAUGUGAACAUUA
Messenger RNA from Podarcis lilfordi (Lilford's wall lizard), 57521 nucleotides. The record is from the annotation of a GenBank genome assembly. NCBI's taxonomy places the organism in Eukaryota, Metazoa, Chordata, Lepidosauria, Squamata, Lacertidae.